CCCUUCCCAAGUCCUCUUUCAUUAUGGUGGAAAUAAAGGGGUGGGUCUUUAGUACAUCACCUGAGUUGUGGGGUAAAUGUAGAGAGUGUCAAUCACAAGCACAGCUCAGAGCUGGGAAGGAGCUAGAGAUGGCGGCUGUGCCUUAGAGAGCGCACUCAGCUCGCUGUUUGCUUCCUGCACUUCAACUUUAUGCAACUUUGCUAGAUCCCCUGGGGGGAGCCCAUUACGGAUACAUUGCCUAUGAUUCUCGGGUGAUAGUAGGGUACCCCUGGAUUUUGAGGAUAUUUUGUGCCGUUUCUCCGAUCUCCGGAGGAGAGAAGGAGCCGAGGAGUCUGCUCGUUGUUUUCCCAGCUCAUGGCGCACCUCCAUUUUUGAUCGCUCUGAUCAGCCCUUCCUCCCCUCUUCCCAAUCAGCCCUCCUAUCAUCCCUUAAGCAAUAACCCCUUUAAUAUCAAUUGAUAUUGCCUCCGAUCUUUACCUUUUACCUCGAAAUAAUUAUAUUUCGUUUUCACCGUUUUAACGUUCUCUUGGAAUACAGGGAUUCCAUUCCGGGUUCGAUCCAUGGACUGAUCAGGUGAGAUUACAAAUACUUAAAAAAAUAUAUAUGUAUUUUAAACAUUUUUGUUUUAAUUAUUUGCAGUUUUGUUUUGUUUUUUUCUCGUCGUCUUUGCCAUGUGAUGACGCCACAGUAAAUAAUGUGAUUUAAGAUUUCGACGAGGUGACACUAACAAACUUUCCACUGUUGGAUGGCCCAUCCGAUCCAUGUAUCCUGUGAUUUGGGGGGUUAAAAGUGCUUGUUUUUUACGUUUUAUUGGGGUUCUGCUUUGUCUUGCUUUGUUCUCAAUGUAAUCGCAGUGAUCGUACUGCCGGGAGACUCCUAUAUACGAACCAUGACUUUAGCUUCGGAGAUAUUACCUUUCUUUCAACUUUUGACAGCAAAUACCUGGGCAUACCACUUCAAAGGCCAGUCUGCCACCUGUCUCCAAUAUUAAAGGGAAUCAACAUGAUGAGAAAUAAAGAUAAAAACGUGGAAGACGAAGACGGAUCUCCCCACAGCAAUGCAUCGAGGUAUGAUUUGUAACUUUUUCUUGGUUAUUUUCCAGUCUUGAUACACUGUUUCAAUAACAUUGGUGCUACCAUUCUACUAUGGGAAUACUUUUAAUUUUUAAUAACUUCAUAGCAUUUAUUUCCAGUUCUGACCUUGAGAUUCCUCGAUUGCCACACCCUAUUUUUUUUACUGUAAUUUCCGAAAGUUGGAUGAAAAAACCGAAGGGCCCAUAUAGCAGGCAAAAUGUGCCUGUCACCCUUGGCAGUUACUGGCUCUCAGCAUUACCUGCUUUUAGCUUAAACUACAUACAUUUCAGUUGUUUUUUUUUAAAUUGUAUGAAGAAUGACCUUGUGGUUUUAGUAGCUACUGCAUUGCACCAUUUUCGUUAUAGGCAUAAUUUCUUGGGAUUCCUUAAGCUUUUUUUUAUUUCACAAACCUGGGCCAGAAAAAAGCCUCGAUGUAAAUUUAGAGCUAUUCGCUAACCUAAUAAGUUUAAUGGGUGUGGAGUGUAAACACUAUCAAGGUUCUGACAACUAAUCUCUCUAUUACUAAAUAUAGCUUGUGUUUAAGUUGUUUAUUGAAACUUAGCUGUAGUUAUAUUUAUUUUGUAAUUAUUUUGCUAAACUUGAUAUUUCGUGUUUUUAUUUUAGAGGCAUUUUUAUUCAAUAAUUUUUAUUUUGUGAUAUUGUAACAUACAUUUUCAGUUUUCAUAUUAAGGUUCACUUUUAAAGGACAUGUUAAACAUUUUAAAUAUGACCAUGCAAUAAAAUGUGUGUGUAAACACAAAUGCAGUGGAAUAUGCAUACAGUAAUAUUCUUGUGCAUGCAUUUUUAUUACACAUUACUUAUGCUAAAAAAUCUUUAUUUUAAAUAGUUUAAUAGUUUUACUUGCAUGUGAACGUUCUUGUAAAAAAAAAAAAAAAAAAGUUCCUGGGUGAGAUGUUUGUAUCUUUGAGGUUUUAUGUGAGUGUUAGUUGUUUGCAACAUUAUGGAAUUUUACACUUUUUUUUGUUUUUUUGCAUUCUCUUGAUUAGGCCUGAAUUGAACUCUGUAUUCCUUUUGUCAUACUUGCUUAUUAAAUAAUAUCUUGAUAUAGUCUUUCUGUGGGUGCAUGCUCUUAACUAUAUUUUGUUGUUUUUAAAUGUAGUCAGUAUUUGAAAAUAAGUAAAACAAAGCUAGUUUAAAGUGACACAUGGUGUGGUUCAUGUGGUAGGUUUUUGGAGCUGUAUAUUUUUACGAUUUGCUUCUCUUCCUUUCUUUGAAAGUAUCUCACACUAUUCUAAAGGUUCAUUUCCUGUUGCCUUGUGGCAGGCAAACCAUCUAUGACGUUCUGCAAAGACACUGAAUUAAAAUGGGGUAAACGUGUAUUUUAGUAUUUGUGUUUCACUUAGUACUAACAGAUGUAUGAAUAAUGUUUACAUGGGGGGAGGGGUACAGUUAGAAAAUUGCAUACGUAUUUGGAGUAGACUGCUCCUAGGAGCUUACCAUCUAAAUAUUGUUGUAUGGGACUUUUACAUUUUUAGAUAAAUCAGUAAGUUGCUGUGAAACGUGAUACCACAUUGUAUGUGUUAAAUAUCUCUCAAUACAGUGAUUAGAUGUAGAUAAAAUAAAUACCAUUUUAAAUUGGGUUACUCGAUAAACUGUAGCACUUUACCCAGCCUUGGAUUAAAGUGUUUUGAACUUUGCAGGCAUUGACCUGUCUUAUUUGUUGGGGGUGAUUUAGGGAUAAUUACAUGUCUUUGCUUAUAUCGUAUUAAACCUCAGUACAUGCAAGCUUAAAGUAUGUAAAGCCUCUUAUAUUCUUUAUAAAUAUAUCAGUAUGCACUGUUCACACAAGUGUAAUUUUGUUUGCUUUUUAUGUGUGUGUAGUUUAAUGAAUGAGGUUGCUUCCUUUAAAAUAGUAUAUAAUUGUAUUAUUAGAGUGAACAUUGAGAUAAUUUUAACCCUAUUAUUGCCUUUAGCUGUGCAACCUCUAUUCCCUCACAUAGAGCUUCUGUGGCAGCCAUUUUAUGAAAAAUGCUUCAAGUAAAUAGCAGCUGCUGCUGUUAAAUAUAUUUUUUUAUAUAGUUAAGGGGGAAAUGCAAGAAUUAUGAAGUCAACAUAGAACUCUGCUUAUAUUACAUUGAAUUAAUUGUACUCUUGGUUAUUAUACUUUGUAAAACCAUAAGAAAAAGCUUGACAUUCAAUGUGUUUAUGGGCUCUGUCUCGGUCACAAAAUGGCUUUCUCUUUGUGCUGCAAAAGCUAGCUGACAUUCUGUGAUACAGUGUGUUCUGAACACAGGCAGGAGGAGGAAGUUGCGUUCCAAAAGUUCAAAGGCCAUUUUGUGUUUGCUGUAGAUCUGAUUGGCCGUCAUCUCCCUUGGUAACAGGGGGAGUCAGCCUUGCUGGGAGAUCCAGCCCUCAUGUGAUGUCAGCUGGAGAAUAGAUUACAAGCCUCUCCUUCUUGGCAAUAAGCCACAGCUUGCUAAGCCAGCUGGAAACAGCCCUUCUGUUCCUUUUUAUUUCCUCUUUCUCUCUGUAGCUGCAACUGUGAGGGAGGAGGGGAGUGAUACUGAAGCUUUUACUUUUAGGGUGGCUGUGUGUAUAACAUUUUAUAUACAAAUCAGCCUUUGUGUUUCAAAACCCACAGAAAAUGAUUAUAAAGUAAUAUUUAACAGAAAAUCCUACAUUUCUAAUAUUUUCAACUAGAAACAAAAUCAAUUAAAUUAAGAAUUUUAAAGUUCUCUGACAUAUUUUAGUGGUGGUGUUUACAGAUCUUGACCUCCACUCCCCACGGAAACAUGUAUUCUUUUGUCAUUUUAAAACAACAAAUCAGAACUGGUUAUCUGGUGUUCAGUCUCAGUGCUGACAUCUUAAUUGUGCAAUUUGCCUUUCCUUUUUAUAAUACAAUUGCAUUCAAAUAAAGAUUCUUUACGGUUUGCCUCUUGUAUUUAAAUUGUGUCCGUCUAUGUGCAUAUCAUCUACCAAGAGCCAGUGCAGGGUGUGUUGGUAAUUUCAUGUUAAUUAGAUUUUGCAUUUGUAAAGCAACUGCAAUUUGUGUGAAAUAGUGACUUUGGGAGUAUAUUUGUUUGCCUAUGGGCAAAUCUUGACUAGGUUUGAAUGAACAAUCAUAAUUUCAUAUAUGUGCAUGCAUUUUAGUCAAUUUUGUUACAAGAUUGUGACCCUCCUGUUUUAAACCUUCAGCUGAAAACAUAUGUUAAUUACAGGUUUUAGAAUCUUUAGUAGAGGUGCUUAUGUGACAUAGUGGAAUAAAACUCCACUUUUCAAUCAGAUGGUCUCAGAGAUCCUAUUGGAAAGCAUUAGAUUGGCUGAGAAUCAAUCCUGAUUUCGGUCAAAUAGGUGGAGUUGCAAGGAAGAAAAAGUAAGUGAAACUAUCUUUAUAACCUUGGCAGCAGAAGCUCGGUCACCUAAACUGUGACUAAGGCACUAUAGUUGUUGGUAUUACACAUUUGUAUUCCUAACGCUCAUCCUUUAAUGUUAUCUGUGUGCAGGCUACUACUACUGGAAUCCCAUAGGCCACUGAAAGGAUUUUAUUAUUGCCAAUGGCCUUUUUAUACAAGUCUGUGUAUAUAUAUAUAUAUAUAUAUAUAUAUAUAUUUUUUUUUUUAAAAACUACUUUCUGAGAGGAUAUGACCUGCUAUAUAAAGCCUGAAAUAUUGCCACAAAAGAAAAUAAUUUUUCUGUUUAGAAUUCACACACAGUCAAUGUUUUUAGCAGUUUUUGAUACAUGUUAAUGCAAAUGAGUGGUUUACAGAAUAGGUUUUGUGCAUAUACACAAUGGAUACCAACAUUAUUUUUCUUCCACUCACACGUAUCACAUAAUAGAAAUUAAUCCACACAUUCCUCCCACUCUCCUGAAUGCUUUAAGCAAUUUGAUUUACCUGGUGAAUGCUGAUAAGGCCUGAUUAACUCCUUUUAAAUUAGUUUUUCUUUGUAAACAACCCUGCUUUUGAUUAUACCCAAGUAAUUGUGUUGAAUAAGGAAUGUUUAUGCAAAAAUUUUACUAACCUGUAACUAAAUAGUCUAAUUGUAAACUGUGCAAGUUUGUAACCAUGUUAUCAGGGCAAUACUGUUUGAAAAGUAAACAUUUAAAAAAAUAGGGUAUGCUGGGUUUCUGAGUUUAAUCUCAAUUUUGGAAUUUAGGUUGCACAAUUCACCAUGCUAUUCUCGAUACACAUAUAUGGCAGUACAUGAAAUUUGUAAAGUCUGAAUCAAAAUCCCUAUUUUACCAGAUUGGGAAAUGUAGGUAAGUGUACUGCACUUUUGUAGUGUAUGACAUGUCUGACCACUUUUCGGGUACAUUUUACAGAUUAUAACCCAAACAUGUAGUAAAAAGCAGUAAGUCACUUUAAAUUCAACAUAUGUAAAAGUCAGCAACCUAGAUCUACCACAUAUACCUAAUUUGCUGUGCGCCAAUCAUCUCCUCCUUUGGUACAGGGCUUCGCUCAUUAGCUGAGAGGGUUCAGCUAAUGCAGCAGGCGCUUACAGAUCCACAGGAGGCUUCAACCAUUAUUGGGGUUAACUGCUAAAAAAAAAUGGUUUAACCCUUGAAGAUAACAUGGUGUCUGACACUCCUGGUUCCUUUUUAGCCAUGGGACAGUACUUGUUUUUUGUGAUAUCAGUGGUCCUGUUGUACAACAAUAUACUGGUAGAUGAGCUAGUUAUACACAAAUAUUCUCAAAAAUUCAAAAAAAAAAAGUUUGUGAUACAAUAAUGGAAAAGUUCAAUUGACUUCCUGAACUUCUGUCAGUUAUUUGAUCAAUGUAAUUUAUUUUGUUUGCACACACAGAUUUCUAAGUACAGUUGCUGUAAUUUAGACACAUUACUGUGAACAUUAAAGGUACGCUAUAGUCACCAAACAACUUUAGCUUGAUGAAGCAGUUUUGGUGAGUAAAUCAUACCUCUUUAGUGUGUCUGCUCAAUUCACUGCCAUUUAGGAGUUAAAUCACUUUUGUUUCGGUUGAUGCAGCCCUCAUCACACCUCUGCAGGCUGUGACUCACACAGCCUGUAUGAAAACAAAAUUGCCUAAUUUCCAUUCAGUUGUAACUUUAAACAUUUUUAUGUACGGCUCUGUAAAUUAACCUUUAAUUACAUACAGGAGGCUCUUGCAGGGUCUAGCAAGUUAUUAACAGAGCAAGAAAUAACAGAUUCUAGAAUUUACAAUAAAGGAAGUUUAAAUAUUAGGUGACUUUUUACAGGAAGUGUUUAGGACAUCAGGCUGUAGUGGUUAUUUUUUUGUGUUUAAUCAAGCUUUUCUGAUUCCCAUUCAGAAGUGAUUUGGAUGGGGUUUUUUUUUUUUUUAAAUUUGUAUAGAACAUUUGUUGGAUGGAUUAUAUAUUCUAUGGAACACUUCGUUGAAAUUUUUUAUUUUUUUAAACAAUUUAGCAUAGCAUAUGUCCCCCCAAAAAUGCAUGCACCUUUUUCUGCAUUAUUUCUUUUGAUGUAUAUGAAAGCACAGCUUGCAAAAUCCUCAGGCUUGCUGUCUGCUGCUUUUGCAAGCCCUCUGCUCUUACACCAACAUACCUUUCAUUCUGUGUUAGGGAGUACACCAACCAAAAGCUUCUCAUUGCAAUGCCUCUGCGCUGGAUCUGAGAGUGAGAAGGGGGUUCAGGGGCCAUGCAAAGAUGAACCCUUCUCUCAUUUGCCCCACCAUUUUCAUGUCUGCAGCCAUCACUGGUGACGGCAGGAGGCAUUGACAUUCUAGACGGCGGUAGCUCUGCCCUGUGUUUAGAAGUGUCAGACGUAGAUAAUGUACAGAGACAGUAGUUCCUACUUUGUCUUGGUAUUGAAAUUUCAGUAAAAUGCCAACAGUCAAUAAGAGUGCUUCAUAAAGAUUCUGUUUUUAUAAAAUACAUAUUUUUAAGGAGGGGUGACAGUGCCACUUUAUUUAAAAUUAAAACUACUCAAAAUUGGUCAAAAAUUUUCCAUCCACACAAAAUAAGUUGGUCUGCAUCAUUUACGUACACAGACUAAAAUGUCUCUAUUAUAGUCCGUAAAAUGUUGGACAAAAACAAGAUAUAUCAUGUUAUAGGAACACUGUGUAGUCCCCCAAAAAACCUCUCCCUCUUAGAUUAUAGCCCCCCCUUCUUUAUUUUUUUUUUGUAAAAACUCAAUUUAAUCUUUAUACAUCUGUAAUCCAGUGCCAAGACCGCCUUUUCUCUGCAGCUCGAUCCUCCUCAACUGAUGUCAUUAGGCUUGCACACGGCAAUUGCUUUAAUCCGCCAAACAAAAGCUUUUCACAUCAGAGCUCUCUGUAUUGUACUGAGAGAACGUCCUUGUGCAAUGCGUGAGGAUGGUGGAACAUCAAGAAUAAAGUUUCACUUGGUUCUGGACGUAGAGGCACUAUCUAGUGGGUGACAGCCACUGUAUGUGUAUUUUGUCCUGCAAUUUGAAGGCAGCUGCGUGUCUCUAAAACAGCAAUAUUUUACAUUGCGGGACCAAAACGGCAGGGGCACUUCACCAGGAUUAAAUGAUUGGGAUGAAGUGAUCUAGGUGCUUGUAAUGUCCCUUCAAUUGCAUGAAAAACAUCUCAUACCAAUACUGGUCGUUUUUGAUCUAUCUGCUCACUAGCUUAUCAUUGCAGUGACAACACUGGGUAUAAAUAAUGGUGCGUUACAGAGUAACAUGCAGUGUACCAAUCAGAAUGGUAGUUGGCUGUAUAUAAUAUCAGACUGAAUGUUGAGAUUGGUGGGAGAAUUCGUAAACUUGUGAAGAGGGAAUUUACAUUGUGAUAAUAGUAAGCUGUUCAGAUAAUGAAUGGAUGGGUCAGUAGAAUAGAGCAAAGGAGUGAUAAGUGUAAGCAUUGUCUAUUUUUAGAAGUUUAAAAUAUGAUUCAACCACACUAAUAACAUUUUUGCAGUGAUCCGCAAAUAACAUUCGCCACCCUUAAUAUGUUGACUUGUUUGUAACAGUCUGUCUUUUUCACAAUGGUUUGCGGCAAGCAGUCCAUUCACUGACGUGUGUGUGUUUAUGUAGCGUUAUCACUCUUAAUUAGCAAUUUAGUUUUAAUUUUUCUUUGCACUUCUUGUCUACCAUUUCUUUGCACUUCUUGUCUAAAUUGUAUUCUUUUAUGAUGCUCAGCUGGAUUUAAAUGGUAAACACAAAUACUACAAGUUUUGGAAUCCUACCCGGAUUUGAAGAUGCAUGAUUGGAGAAAAAAAGAAAUUCAGGCAACGAACAUGUUCUGGAAAUAAAUUUUAUGUUUAUUUUGUCAGGUAUACUCCCUUCACUAUCACUGUAUUGAUCAACCGAAUAUGUAGUUUUUCUCAUGUGGUUGCAAUCAGAGGAAACAGUGCCAGGUGACCAAUCUGGUGUGGCCUUACAUUUUGUUCUGUCAUUGUGACAGUCCUUGCACGCGAAGCACUGCUUGGAUGUUUCAGAAGUACAGCAACCCCAAUUUCUAGACCAGCCAUCUACUAUAUCGUAAAAACACUAAUUUAAAUACCUAACACUAAACAUGUAAAAGACACUUUGACCUUUUUCUAUUAUUCCUUGCAUUCAUGACAGUCUAUUUUUGGCUUAGAAACAUAGAAUGUGACGGCAGAUAAGAACCAUUCGGCCCAUCUAGUCUGCCCAGUUUUCUAAAAACUUUCAUUAGUCCCUAGCCUUAUCUUAUAGUUAGGAUAGCCUUAUGCCUAUCCCAUGCAUGCUUAAACUCCUUUACUGUGUUAACCUCUACCACUUCAGCUGGAAGGCUAUUCCAUGCAUCCACUACCCUCUCAGUAAAGUAAUACUUCCUGAUAUUAUUUUUAAACCUUUGUCCCUCUAAUUUAAGACUAUGUCCUCUUGUUGUGGUAGUUUUUCUUCUUUUAAAUAUAGUCUCCUCCUUUACUGUGUUGAUUCCCUUUAUAUAUUUAAAUGUUUCUAUCAUAUCCCCCCUGUCUCGUCUUUCCUCCAAGCUAUAUACAUGUUAAGAUCCUUUAACCUUUCCUGGUAAGUUUUAUCCCGCAAUCCAUGAACCAGUUUAGUAGCCCUCCUCUGAACCCUUUCUAAGGUAUCAAUAUCCUUCUGAAGAUACGGUCUCCAGUACUGUGUACAAUACUCCAAGUGAGGUCUCACCAGUGUACUGUAUAAUGGCAUGAGCACUUCCCUCUUUCUACUGCUAAUACCUCUCCCUAUACAACCAAGCAUUCUGCUAGCAUUUCCUGCUGCUCUAUUACAUUGUCUGCCUACCUUUAAGUCAUCAGAAAUAAUCACCCCUAAAUCCCUUUCCUCAUAUGUUGAGGUUAGAACUCUAUCAAAUAUUCUGUACUCUGCCCUUGGGUUUUUACGUCCAAGAUGCAUUAUCUUGCACUUAUCCACAUUAAAUGUCAGUUGCCACAAUUCUGACCAUUUUUCUAGUUUACCUAAAUCAUUUGUCAUUUGGCUUAUCCCUCCUGGAACAUCAACCCUGUUACAUAUCUUAGUAUCAUCAGCAAAAAGACAUACCUUACCAUCAAGACCUUCUGCAAUAUCACUAAUAAAAAUAUUAAAGAGAAUGGGUCCAAGUACAGAUCCCUGAGGUACCCCACUGGUGACAAGUCCAAGCUUCGAAUAUAUUCCAUUAACUACAACCCUCUGUUGCCUGUCACUCAGCCACUGCCUUACCCAUUCAACAAUAUUGGAAUCCAAACUUAAAGAUUGCAGUUUAUUGAUAAGCCUUCUAUGUGCAACAGUGUCAAAAGCCUUACUGAAAUCUAGGUAAGCAAUGUCUACUGCACCACCCUGAUCUAUAAUUUUAGUUACCCAAUCAAAAAAAUCAAUAAGAUUAGUUUGGCAUGAUCUCCCUGAAGUAAACCCAUGUUGUCUCUGAUCUUGAAAUCCAUGUGUUUUUAGAUGUUCAUCAAUCCUAUCCUUUAACAUGGUUUCCAUCACUUUCCCCACUACUGAAGUAAGGCUUACUGGCCUAUAGUUGCCCGACUCCUCCCUAUUACCUUUCUUGUAAAUGGGCACAACAUUCGCUAACUUCCAAUCUUCUGGGACUACUCCUGUUAACAAUGAUUGGUUAAAUAAAUCUGUUAAUGGUUUUGCUAGUACACCACUAAGCUCUUUUAAUAGCUUUGGGUGUAUUCCAUCAGGUCCCAUUGACUUAUUUGUCUUUACUUUUGACAGUUGAAAUAGAACCUCUUCCUCUGUAAACUCACGUGUAAUAAAUGACUCAUUUAUCCUUUUUCUCAACUGAGGCUUGCCUCUGAAAGGUUACAGUUAAGAGCACCCAUACAUACCUGAUAUCCAUAGGGUAUGAUUAAAGAGAUACUAUAGACAUUAAUACAACUUUAGCAUAAUUAAGCAGUUUUGGUGUAUAGGCCAUGACCCUGCAGUGUCACUGAUAAAAUUUGGAGUUAAAUCACUUGUUGCUGUGACUGACACAGCCUACAUGGAAAAAAAAUAAUUUUUUUAUCAGAUGGCUGUUAACUUGCUUUAGAAGUUUUCAUAUCCUGCUAUGCAAAUUGAACUUAAAUCACACAAAGGAGGCUCCUACAGGGUCUAGUAGUAUUAACUGAGCAGGAGCUAAUAAAUUCUAAAUAAAACAGUAUGUGCAACAAAGAAAGUUAAAAGGGAUCCUAUAGUGCUAAUAAUGCAAAGUUGAAUUUCUAGCCCUAAAGUUCCCUUGUGCUUGUAAAACUUAAACAAUUCCACUGCCGAUGUCCCUUGGUGCUGGGUCGUCACUCUGCAUGCACCUCAAGUGUAUUAGACUCUCCCCAUAGGAAAGGGUUUACUCAAUGCUUUCCUAUGGGGAUUUUACUGACACUGGAUGUCCUCAUGCAGAGCGCAAGUCUAGCAUCAGGUGACCAAAGGUUGCCAAGCCACCAGGAAGCACCACUAGAGGCGGUCUUAGUACUGCAAUGUAAACAUUGCAGUUUUAUUAAAACUGCAGUGUUUUUACAUUGUAGGACUAAAUGUGACAGAGACACUGCACCCAUACCACUUCAAUGAGAUGGAGUGGUCUUAGUGACUGUAGUGUCCCUUUAAACAUUAGAUCUCUUUUUACAGAAAGUGUUUAGGAAGGCUGUGUAAGUCACAUGCAGGGAGGUGUACCAAGUGCUGCAUAAACAAAGUGAUUUAACUCCUAAAUGGCAAAGGAUUGAGCAGUGAGACUGGAGUGACGUGAUCAAUUACCAACACUGUCAUUAAGCUUAAGUUGUUUUGGUGCCUGUAAUCUCCCUUUAACCCCUUAAGGACACAGCUUCAGAAGCUUGACUUACGCUUAAUGACACAAGCAAUUUUUGCAUUUUCUUGCUGUUUGCGUUCAACUGCAAUUUGCAUCUCUCUCAUUUAUUGCACCGACACAUAUUAUAUACUGUUUUUAAAGGACAGAAAGGGCUUUAAUUUGAUAUAACAUAUAUAUAUAUAAAUGCUUACUUAUUAUAAAAAAAAUACAGAAAAAUGCAAAAAAAAUGAAAAAUAUUGUUUUUUUUUACAGUUUUUGCAAUAAUAAUGUGUGCAUAAUUAGUGCAGGUUAAGGAAAGUAAUUAAAAAUAAAUUUAUUUAUUUGUUCUGAUUUACAGAAUAUAUAAUGUGUCUGGGAUUUUAAGUUUUUUUUGGUAGUUACAGGUCACAAAGCACAAGGAGUAAAAUAAACUUUUAAUGUGGAGCGAUUUUAGAAUUUGGUAUGUUUGUCUUGUAAGCUUAAUAGCCAUAAAAGAAAACAAAAUUGCCACACAAAAGUAUAUAUUUAUAUAAAGUAGACAUCACGGGCUAUUUACCUAAGGUUGUUUUGACACUUUCUACGUAGCCAUUUCACCGCCAACCUCUGCUAAAUAUUGGAGUAAAAUUGUGUUCUUUUUGGUUUUUGGCACACAAACUUAUAACAGAGAAAUUCUCGUGUAUAUUUUGUAAAAUUGGUGUGUGCUAUUCCUGUACAAAGUUUUAUUUUGUGUUCAGUUACAUCUGCUGAGUAAAAUGACACCCCCAUUGUAUGUCUUUUGCACUAUUUCGUGAAGUUACAGUGCCAUACAGGAUACCUGUCCUUUUCAGUAUUCACAGUAGAAUUUUGAGAGAUGGAUUUAAUGAGCCUUAGCUUCCAUUUUGGGGUAUUAUAACAGUUUGACUGUUCAAAAAAAACCCACAAAGGCCUACCAUUUGUAAAAGUAGACACUCCAGGGUAUCUUAUAAGGUGCAUAUUGUGCCUUAACAUGCCCCCAUUUUUUCACCAAUAUAUGCCAAAGUAUGUGGUAAAAAAUAAUUUUGUGCAUUUUUUACAUACGGAUUGCAUUUUUGCUGGGCGUUUUGUAUAUUUCAUAUGUGCCACUAAGUUCAAACCCCCCAAAUUAUGCUCAGCUAAGUCUUCUGAGUAAAAUGACACCCCAUAUGAAUGUCUUUGGCACUAUUUCGUGAAGCUACAGUGCCAUAUAGGAGACCUGUCCUUUACAGUAUUCACAGUAGAAUUUUGAGAGAUGGAUUUAAUGAGCCUUAGCUUCCAUUUGGGGUAUUAUAACAGUUUGACUGUUCAAAAAACCCCCACAAAGGCCUACCAUUUGUAAAAGUAGACACUCCAGGGUAUCUUAUAAGGUGCAUAUUGUGCCUUAACAUGCCCCCAUUUUUUCACCAAUAUAUGCCAAAGUAUGUGGUAAAAAAUAAUUUUGUGCAUUUUUUACAUACGGAUUGCAUUUUUGCUGGGCGUUUUGUAUAUUUCAUAUGUGCCACUAAGUUCAAACCCCCCAAAUUAUGCUCAGCUAAGUCUUCUGAGUAAAAUGACACCCCAUAUGAAUGUCUUUGGCACUAUUUCAUGAAGCUACAGUGCCAUAUAGGAGACCAAGCCAUAUCCGUUUUUACCAAACUUUGAAUUUUGACGCUGGGCCUAUGUGCAAUUUCCAAGCAUCUUCGCAGGUUUUAAAUUCAAACUACCCCACAAAGGCCUACCAUUUCUUAAAGUAGACACCCCAGGGUGUUUCAAAAGGUAUAGUUUGAACCUUAGCGUGGGAUCAUUUUUCCGCUAGCUUGUACCAGAUGUAGUGGUAAUAAGCGUUUUUUCUGCCUUUUUGACAUACAAAGUGAGUUUGCACAGUAUAUUUUGCAAACCUUAUGUGUGCUACGACUGUAUAAUAGUUCAUAUGUUGCUCAGCUAUGUCGGCUGAGUACAGCAAUACCCCCGUAUGUACCUUUGCCAGGUAUGUGUGGACAUCGGAGGGGCACAUUUGGGACACAGCCAUUCCAGUUUUUUUCAAACUUUGAAGUUUUAUGCUGUGCCUAUGUCCCAUUUUAGAGUAUUUUACCAGGCUAUAUAAUCCAAAUUCCCCAUAAAGCCAUACCAUUUCUUAAAGAAGACAUCCCAGGGUAUUUCAAAAGGCAUAUUUUGAACCUUAGCGUGGGAUCAUUUUUCCGCUAGCUUGUACCAAGUGUAGUGGUAAUAAGCAUUUUUUCUGCCUUUUUGACAUACAAAGUGAGUUUGCGCAGCAUAUUUUGCAAACCUUAUGUGUGCUAUGACUGUAUAAUACUUCAUAUGUUGCUCAGCUAUGUCGGCUGAGUACAGCAAUACCCCCGUAUGUACCUUUGCCAGGUAUAUGUGGAUGUUGAAGGGGCGCAUUUGAGACGCAGCCAUUCAGUUUUUUUCUAACUUUGAAGUUUUACGCUGUGUCCAUGUUCCAAUUUGGAGUAGUUUAGACGGUUGGUUAUUGAAACUUCCCCACAAACACAUACUAUUUAUUAAAGAAUACACCCUGGGGUAAUUCAAAAGGCAUAUUUUGAACCUUGGCGUGGGAUAAUUUUUUCUCUAGUUUGCUCCAGGUGUAGUGGUAAUGAGCGUUUUUAAAAUGUAUUUUUUUACUUUUUAUAACUUUUUUACUUUUAAAAACUAGUUUUUAAACUUUUGUUUUGCUUAUAAAUUUUUUUUAAACUUUCCUAAACUUUCUUAAAACUUUUUUACAGAUUUAACAUUUUUCUAAGCUUUUUUUUUACCGUUAACCCCUAACUAGCAGUACGCAGCACUAACAGUAAAUUCCCCAUUUUCCCAUAACUCCCACCCACCCCAGCUAGCAAAAUAUAUAGUUAUAACAUAUUUAAAUUAAUUAAUUAAAUAAAUUGAACCCCUGAGGGUUAAAAAAAUAAAUAAAAGUUAAUCCUCAGGGGUUAAAAAAAAUUAGAUCACAGUAUAAUACUGUGAUCUCUAUUUGAUCGCUGUAGGCAGUGAUCGACUGGCAGGGAAGGGGUUAAUUUUUAUUUGGACUAGGUAAAGUGUGUUUUUUUUGUUUUUUUUACUUAAAUGUUAUUAAAACAUUUUUUUAAGCUUAAUUUUUAACUUUUUAAAGUUUCUUUUAAAACUUUUUUUAACGUUAACCCCUAGUUAGCCUAACGCCAGAUCCCCCAAUUCCCCACUAACUUCCACCCACCCCAGCUAUCUAAAUAUAUAACUAAAAAAUAAUUUAAUUAAUUAAUUUAACCCCUGAGGGUUAAAAAAAAAAAGAAUUAACCAUCAGGGGUUAAAAAAAAAAUCAGAUCAUAGUAAAAUGUAAUCCCUGCCAAUUGAUCACUGUAGUCAGUGAUCAAUUGGCAGGGAAGGGGUUAAUUUUUUAUUAAAAUGGGUAAGGGGGGGGGACUUUAAAUAAACUUUAUUUUUUUUUCCAGCAGGGGGCAGGAUCAGCACUGAUCCGGCUCCCUGCACUUCACACAGAACCCGGAAGUGCAGGGAGCCGGUAGGUGAGUAUACAGAGCACAUGUGCUCGCUCAGACUUGUGGUCAGAGCGAGCACAUGUGCUGGGCAGCUUGACCGGGUGCUCCCGGUAUGCCUCCAAUGCAGAGGCAUACCGGGAGCACCAUUAACCCCGCGAUCGCCGCGAUAGCGGCGAUCCGGGGUUAAUUUUACCGCGUGACGGACGAGGUCCGUCACCCGUCGUUAAGGGUCUCCCCUGUGUGACGGACCUCGUCCGUCACCCGUCCUGAAGGGGUUAAGUUUGAAGAAAAUAUUUAUGAAAACAAAUAUAAACCAUUUAGUUUUUUCACUGUUUAGCUUGUGAUUGAUCCACAUCUAGUUUAUCUCAAGAAAGAUAACUAAAAAUAGAUUACUAGUCCCCAUUGUUAAAGGACCACUAUAGGCACUCAGACCAAUGAAGUGGUCUGGGUGCCAGGUCACUCUAGUUUUAAUCCUGCAGCUGAGGGAUAAUCCAGCCUCAACUGGCUGUCUCAAAAAUCCAGCGUCAAAGACGCUGGACAUCCAUAAGAAAGCAUUGAGAAAUGCUUUCGUAUAGGCUAUUUGUGCGUGCGGCUCUUGCCGUGCAUGCGCAUUCUGAUCUGAUGUCCCAGCACAGAGAGAACCCUGCACUGGAGAACGGUAAGUGGCUGAAGGGGUUUUAUCCCCUUCAGCCCAGUGGGAGGGACCUAAUGACCCUAUAGUGUCAGGAAAAAGAGUUUGUUUUCCUGGCACUAUAGUGCUCCUUUAAAUGUGUCUAAUUACAGACAUACCAAUUUUAGUUUUCAAACUUCAAAUAUUUCCUAUUUUCCUAGUCUCAUUUCAUUUUUGAACUCCAUAAAAGCCACCAGCUGUACUUUUACCCAUAUUGGCAUACAGUUUGCAUAAGAAAAUAUCUUGAGCUAUCGCACAGCUUGUGAGAUAAUAAAUCCAUAUUGCUGGACUUCCUCAUUUGUGAUCGUGGCAUGUAUCCGGCACAGAGACUGUGUGCUACUAGACUGACAUCAACUGAAUGCUGUAAUAGCCUGUCAAUGAUCCCAUGCUUUGCGCAGGCUCUGGGAACCUAUUUCUGGAUGACUUUUGAGGAAAGGACAUAUGGUCAGAGCAAUGUUUGCCUUAGGCAGCCUUUGGGGGAAGGGUACUGAUGCGAGUCUGGUAAUAUCCAUGUCUCACAGUGAUUGGAGAGACCUGCAUUUUGAAGAAUAUUAAACAACUGCCAUAACCUGUAUGUUGACACUACUAAAAUGUUUGAUAUCCUAGUUCACAUAAAGCUUAAUCUAAAUUGUAACACCAUCAAAUAUAUAGCAGUGUAAUGCUAAACAAAUAUUCUAAAAUUAAGACUACAGGGGCAUGUUCCUAUACAUCAAAACCACUCCAUUGUGCUAUGGUUGUUUUGCUGCUUAGUAUCCUCUUACCAUCACAUUUCAUAAAAUUUUUAGGCUUAAGUGCUUUCGUGUUUGGGUAAAAAAAAAUAAUUGUAAAUAUAUAUAAAAAAUAUGCUGUCUUAUUAAGUUAUUCAAAAACAAAAAAGGUUAUGGUGGGGAAAAAAUUGGGAUCGAAAACCCCUUCCACCUGAAGUCCGUGGAUAGCUAAUACAAUGUUAAACAAAAAUCUGCACACCAGUCAAGCCAUAAGACUUGCUUUUCCCACAGAAAUCACAAAUUUGUAGUGAUGUUACUACCGCAAAGGAUUCUGGGCUGGCAUAUGCAAAUUAGUUUAACAAGAAUCAAAUUUUUGCCUCAUUCCAUUUUAAACAUGGAUUCCUUGGAGUCUGUGUUUGCUGUAUACAACAGCUUUAAAACACAACUUAAGAAAAGAUGCAAAGCCAGUUAUUCAAUACAUUUCAAACCUUUAGUAAAAAUCCGGAUAAAAAUAGCUGCUCUGGGGAGAGGAAAGGGGUUAAAUCUUACCUUUCAAUGAAACUAUGUUUAUAAAAAUAAAUAAAUGGGUUAACCCUAGCUGGACCUGGCACCCAGAUCACUUCAUUAAGCUGAAGUGGUCUGGGUGCCUAGAGUGGUCCUUUAAUGUUUCAUAAUUUUGAAUUUAUUUCACUUAAAUUUGGAUUAUAGUAAACAACACUGUAAGUGUUUUGAUGGGUUCCAGGCGGAAAAAAAAUAGAAUUUGUACUGCAAAUUGGUUAACUUUUUAAAGGGACACUAUUGUCACCAAAACAACUUUAUCUUAAUGAAGCAGUUUUAGUGUAUUGAGCAUGCCCACACAGUCUCACUUUUAAAGUGUCUGCCAUUUAGGAGUUAAAUCACUUUGUUUACACAGCCCUAGUCACGCCUGUCUGCAUGUGACUUGCACAGCCUUCCUAUCAAGUCAUCUAAUGUUUACACUUCAUUUAUUGCAAAUUCUGUUUUUAAUUUGAUUUUUUUUAUCUCCUGCUCUCUUAAUAGCUUGCUAGACCUUGCAAAAGCCUGCAUGUAUGUAGUUAAAGUUAAAUAUACAGAGCAGGAGAUACAAAUUUUAAAGUAAGUUACACCUGAUUUAAAAUUAAACCAUUUUGUUUUCAUGCAGCGUGUGUGAGUCACAGCCAGGGGAGGUGUGGUUAGGGCUGCAUAAACUGAAACAAAAGUGAUUUAAAGGACCACUAUAGUGCCAGGAAAACUUACUCAUUUUCCUGGCUCUAUAGGGUCCUGGGGUCCCCCUCACCCUCUGGGCCCCCCUCCCGCCGGGCUCUAGGGUGAGGAAGGGGUUAAAUUCCUACCUUUUUCCAGUGCCGGGCUUCCUCGGCGCUGGGGAAUCACCUCCUUCUUCUGCCGUCAUCGCACGCGCAUUCAGCCAGUCUCGAUGAUUUACUAUGGACGGCAGCGUCUUCUUACUGUGAAAAUCACAGUGAGAAGCGUGGAAGCGCCUCUAGCGGCUGUCAAUGAGAGAGCCGCUAGAGGCUGGAUUAACCCAUAGGUAACCCUAGAUGGACCUGGCACCCAGACCACUUCAUUAAGCUGAAGUGGCCUGGGUGCAUAUAGUGGUCCUUUAAUGGUUUGUAAUGUACUCUAGGCUAUCCAUUUUUCCAACCUGCUAAUUUAUUAAUCCACCAAACUGGGGAAAACCUCUGCAUAUUAGAUAUGUGCCACAUUACUUGCACAUAUCUCAACUACUCUAUUUACAGUCAGUAUCAAACUGCUUACAUUCUAAAGUGAUAAAUAUAAUGAAAGCUGUUCAAAGUAGGGUAUUUCACAGGUUACACAUAGAAUUCUUAUUCAUUAGUAUCUAUCAUUUUCAAUUAUACUACAUGUAGAAUAUGAAGAUGGGCAUACACAUUGCAAGAAAGAACAAACAAACAAUAUUAAAAUAAUGCCAUAGUAGGUAGGCUUGCAGCCAUGUUAGUGUGAGCCUCCAUUUUGUGAGUGAACUGCUGCAGCUGUUACAGAACAGAAGAUGGCUGCUGCCUGUUUCAUUUUUUUUUCUAACCAUGUCCAUAAUGAAUGGCUACUGCCCUCUGCUGUUUGUUCUUAAGAACAACAUUCAACAGAAAAGAUCUGACCAUUAUACAAUGUUGUUUUGUUGAUGGAUUUACAGCAUUAUAAGAUCGCCAACAACCUUUUACUGCUGAAACAUAAUAAACAUAAGUACAACUUAACAUGAAUUUGAAGUUGCAAAGAGUAGAGAAAAUAAAAUAAACAAAAUGAUUCUGUAACAUCCAUGACAUGCUGUCAGCCCAUGAAACUGGGGGAAAUUGCUUUAAAAAAAUAGAUGUGAGUAACCAACGAUUUUAGAUUGUUUUAACCAUUUUCAAAGGAUUAUUAGGUUUUAUUUAGCAUGAUUUUUGAGAUUUUAGCAAUACAUGCUCUCAUACAUCCUUUUGUGGACAUUUUGGAUUGUCCUUUAAACGAGUGUAUGUUUUAUGCCUCCGUUCUUUAAAAACAGGUUAAACCAAAUGAAAAUUGAGAAAAAUUUGCAUCCUAUGAAGAUGUCCAGAACAGACAGUAAUAUCUAUGCAUCCCAGGAGAUACUGCUAGUUCUGAUGUCAUAUUCUAAACAACAUAGCAUGUUAUGACAAGAGUAUCAUUUUUUUCAACUGUUGCCAUCAUUAGAUAAUUUGCUAACAAAAUGUUUGCAUGCAUGUGACCUGAUGUAUGUUUGUUUGUUUUGCAUUUUAUGGGAAUAUUUAUUUGCUUGAUAUUCCAGAUAUUGGGUUGUUGUGUAGCAUUCUACAGCACAGGGAUUAGAAGAAUUAAUAUACAUUCAGAAUCUGUGUAUGUUUUGCGUGUGUAUGGCCUGGACAUGACUUCACGUCUGUAAUUAAUUCAUUCACAACAACUUCCCUUUUCAAUACCUUGUCCCACUUUUACCACACCUCUAAAACUGCUCAUUCAAGAUCCAGUUUUGCAGAUUUAUUUUAGAAGACUGUCAGGACUUGCAUGUGCAUUGUUGCUUAACAUCUCAAAAAUAUAACUAUACACACACCCCUGACUAGUGUUAUUCAAGCAUAGGAGGUGGAGUCGUAAACAUGGAGUCUGUAAAAAAUGACCUGUAUUCACCAGAUAAGUCAACCCCCAAAAUAAUGUGCAGCAUUUGGACUCGUACACUCACGCUACAUCCUUUUUAAAAAUAUUUUUUAUUUAUUUUUUUGUAUAUAAAUGGGGAGCUUCUUAUUGGCUUAGCCUUAGAGAAUCAGCUGACCUCUCAAUCAGUGGCAGCCCUGCCCAAUGCUACCUGAGUCUUCCAUUAUCUAAAACAUCAGACUGCGGAAGAAAAGUGGGGUAAAGUGAUCAGGCGCUGAUACACAGACUUUGGGAUUAAACUGCUCGUGAACUGUUAAAAGCCUGCGUCCGGAACCUCCAAGCACCAUAACAACUUAAUUUCCAUGAAGGUUUUAUUUCGUUAUGGUGCCCAAACUAGUCCUUUUUAAAGGGACACCAUAGUCACCAGAACAAAUACAGCUUAUUGAAUUUGUUCUGGUGAGUAGAAUCAUUACCUUCAGGAUUUUUGCUGUAAACACUGUCUUUUCAGAGAAAAUGCAGUGUUUACAUUACAGCCUAGUGAUAACUUCACUGGCCACUCCUCAGGUGGCUGUUAGAGAUCCUUCCUGGGUCAUGGCUGCCUAAAAUGCAUCCAAACAUUCAGUAUCUCCUCCCUCUGCAUGCAGACACUGAACUUUCCUCAUAGAGAUUCAUUGAUUCAAUUCAUCUCUAUGAGGAGAUGCUGAUUGGCCAGGGCUGUGUUUGAAUCAUGCUGGCUCUGCCCCUGAUCUGCCUCCUGGUCAGUCUCAGCCAAUCCUAUGGGGAAGCACUGUGAUUGGAUCAGGCUACCACUUCUGAUGAUGUCAGCACGCUGCUUGUUUGGGUUUUUUUUUUUAGGCAAACCGCAUGCAGAGCUACAGCUUCAGGCUUGAAUACAGUAAGAUUUUGCUAUAUUGCUAUAAACAUGAGGGGCCGAGGGGAGCUAGAUGGUGGUUUUAACCCUAUCGGGUCAGGAAUACAUGUUUGUGUUCUUGACCCUAUAGUGAUCCUUUAAGUAGCUUUUCAAAAUGUAGUGCUAUUUCAGCCUAUGACUACCUUCUCUUUGUGUCAUAUAGCUAUAGCCUUGAUUUAAAGGGGCAUUCCAAACACCAAAACAACAUAUGUAACUGAAAAAACACCGCUUUAGGAAAGCUUACCAUCUUCUUGGGUGAUGCUACCCUUGACUCCAUAGUCCAGUUCACUCUCUCUCUUGCUAUUGUUUGGUUUUUCCCACACACACCACUUUUACUAGCUUAUUUCAAGACCGGAAUCAUGUCCAUCAAUUCCUACCACCUCUGACAUGCAGUUAUUUCUCUUGUGUGUCUUUACCCCUUACUGAUAGAUUGUAAGCAUGUUUGAGUAAGGCCUUCUUCACCUCUUGUUACUGUUAUAUUCCAUAUGUAAACUGUUUGUUAAAGGGAUACUCCAGGCACCAAAACAACUUCAUCACGCAUUACCGUCAAGAUGGCAAGCUUUCCUAAAGCGGUCUGUUUUCAGUUACAUAUGUUGUUUUGGUGUUUGGAAUGCUCCUUUAAGUCAAUGCUAUAGCUAUGUGACAAAAGGAGAGGGUAGUUAUAUAGGCUGAAUGGCACUGUGUUUUAAAAAAGCUACUUUAAAAGAACGUUUGGGCGCCAUAACCACUUCAUUGAGAGGAAAUUGUUUUGGUGCCUGGAGUGUCCAUUUAAAUAUUCCCAUUUCAUAAUUGUAAAGCACCGUGGAAUAUGUUAGCAAUGUAUAAAUGAGAAUAUAUUUCCCUUGCAUAGAUAAUAUUUCAAAUGUUCUUAUGAAUCCAGAAAUGCCAAUAUUGCAGCAGAUAUAAGCCCACGCUCUCUCACACGGCAAGCUGUGCUUUCCAUAGCCUUGGCAGUACUUGUAAAUAUUCACCCAUACAAGUUCCUACCUUCGCUAAGCUUUCAGCUUUUAUAUAAAGGAGCCAGCAACUUGGGUCCAUACAUGCACGUCUAUCGUGAAAAAAACAUGAAUGGAGUUGGUGCACUGCCUGUGAAUAUCAGUGUAUUUGCAUUUGUACAGUGUCAGUAUAUGUGUAUUACAGCCAAUCACACCCCACUCUUUACUUAAAAUGAAUUGUACUGGCACCCAGACCACUUAAAGCUGCAACUGAAAACAUAGCCAUUUUGAAUAACGCUUUAACUUCCACUUCUAUAGCGGAGUUAAAUUUGGUUAUAGCUCAAGUGACUCCUAGAGAGCAGUUGAUUGGCGCUGGUCUGUGUUUUGCUAUCCAAUGGGAUAGCAUUGGAUUGGCUGAGAUCAUCAAUCUUAAUGAUCUCUGCCAGGGAGGUGGAGCAGCAAUUUCGGAGACUAGCAGGAUGUAAAGUAAGUAAAGCUUACCUUUUAAUGCCUGUAAGGGGAGUGGACACCUACAUAGGUAGGGGAACACUAUAUCAUUAAGAAUACAUGUUUGUUCUCCUAACAAAAGUGCUCCUUUGAUUUCCCAUAUUACAAUGCCAAAUUUCCCCCAUUGAAGGUCCUUUUAAAUCCUGUGCCAUUUUGUCCACCUCCCCUUGCAUUCCAGCAUUCAUGCUAAAGUAUCUUCCAAUUUGAUUCCCAAGGUAUAACAUGUAUAUCUACAGCCUUCUCUCUCUAUUUACAUUAAAGGACCACUAUAGUGCCAGGAAAACAUACUCGUUUUCCUGGCACUAUAGUGCCCUGAGGGUGCCCCCACCCUCAGGGUCCCCCUCCCGCCCAGCUCUGGAAGGGGAAAAGGGGUUAAAACUUACCUUUUUCCAGCGCUAGGCGGAGAGCUCUCCUCCGAUCCUCCUCUUCUCCUCCCCGUCGGCUGAAUGCGCACGCGCGGCAAGAGCUGCGCGCGCAUUCAGCCGGUCACAUAGGAAAGCAUUCAUAAUGCUUUCCUAUGGACGCUGCGUGCUCUCACUGUGAAAAUCACAGUGAGAAGCACGCAAGCGCCUCUAGUGGCUGUCAAUGAGACAGCCACUAGAGGAUUAGGGGGAAGGCUUAACCCAUUCAUAAACAUAGCAGUUUCUCUGGAACUGCUAUGUUUAUGAAAAAAUGGGUUAACCCUAGCUGGACCUGGCACCCAGACCACUUCAUUAAGCUGAAGUGGUCUGGGUGCCUAGAGUGGUCCUUUAACAAAGUGCUCAGACAGCAUACAGGAUCCAGGCUGAUACAGUGACUGGGACUGCAAGUGAGAAUAUUUAUACAGUGCACUCACCAUUCUCUUCAGAGAGUAAGUGCACACACUAUUCACUGAAAUCCCCUUCUUUACUUGCAGUGACUGCCAAGUGCUCGGCUGGUAUUGCCAGUUGCAAAGGGGAAAAUAUCUAAAGGGCUCGUCCAUUGUUUGGCCUGUGGACACGUCUUUAAUCCCUAGAUGUGCAUUUUUCUUUGCUUGUGCAACAGCACCAUCCUCUCAUUGUUUGCCCUGCGUGAUUCCACAGGUUGCUCACCUCUAAGGCUAACCCUGGAUGAAGGUUGUAGUAAGGCGAUAGAAGUUGUGGCUGGCUCCUAUUGACCUGCACAUCAGUUUCAAUAAUGUCUAGUUAUGAAUUAAUUCACCAUACCUGAAUUACAUACAUUAUAAAACCCUAAAUACUCAGUUUUUCUAUUAAGUGUAAUGGAAGUUUGAAUUGUAUUGAUUGUGUUUUUUUUUUUUUUUAAAUCUAUGUCACGGCCUGGAAUGAUGCUUUUAAAGAAAAUAUAUAUAUUUUUUAAUUACAUCAUCUAUGUAAUGCAUUCAAAGUGGGUAUCAACUACAGCUUAUAUUGUGCAUUUAAUCAACACUUAUUAAUAUGCGGCAAAAUGUAGAAUAUGUUGUUGAAAAGGGUUUUUGCAUGUAGUAGGUGCGUGAUGUUAUUUUUCCUUAUCAAAGUGGAUUGUUUGGAAUGGCUCCUGUAGUGGAACAUGUAACUAAGGGUGGUGUCUAGUUCGGAAUCAAUGAGACCAUACAGAGAGCCCUGUAGGUAGACAAAUUUGUAGAAUUCCUGAAUCUGCACAAUGAUUUGUCUGGAUGUGAUGUCAAUACAGCAGGUAAACUGCAGAAAUUCAUUUUUAAAGACUGGUAUCAAAUGUAACAAUCUUAAAAUCCUGUCAUCCGUGGCAAUUUUAUUUUCUUACCUGUGUUCAAUAGUAAAUUGUUAAACUGUGAAAUGGUAUUCUAUAGUGAAAAUAUUUCUAUAUGUACCAAAAUACUUUAUAAGGACACUAUAGUCUCCAAAACAAUUUUAGCUUAAUGAAGCAAUUUAUGUGUAUAGAUCAUGCCCUAUCUAAUUCUCUGCCAUUUAGGAGUUAAAUUAAAACUCCUCAAUCUUACAUACGUACAAUCUAGAAUAUUAUAUUUAUUUAAAUAUCUUUCUUUCUCUCUUUCUUUUUCUUUUUUUUCUUCUUCAACCUUGGCUGCUAUCAUUUCUCGUAACACCAGUCACUCUGCAUCGGAGGAGUCUAAUCAUUCUGCCUCUGGAUCUGAGUCUGGCAGCCAAUCGGAAAGUGAGCAUGGCGAAUCGAACAGCGGCUCUGGAUCUUCGGAGAGUCAAUCUGAGUCAGAGUAUGAAUCAACAGGUUCCAAAACACAGCCGUCUGAAGCCAAAGAAAAGACACUACCCAAGAAGGAAAGACUAGCUGAUGUAAAGAAGGCAAGCACGUUGUAUAGGAAUAGUCAUAAGCCCAUUCAUUAUAGAAGGGCUAGGUGUUUAAUUUAUAUAAUUCUACUUAUUGACAAGAAAAUUUCCAAACAAAUUCCAUUACCGGUGUACCAUAUUUUAUGAGCAACAUGGGAAAGCUGUCAAUACACCUCCCACCCCAUAGUCAGAGGUCCCCAGAGACCCCAUGGCAGUUACAUUGCUGGCCCUCUUUAUUUUAGUAAAUUUAGUAUUUAGAAUCCCCACAUCUAUGAUUUUAGUGAAUUAGUAAAAUGGCAUGUGUGUAUAUGUGUGAGUCCGCUAGUUUGUCGUCUAAGGCAGGUGAGCCUUUCAGAAUAAGAACAGAAUAUCAAAAUCUCCUGACAUUCCAUAUCCUACGUUGUUAAGAUUAAUGACAAACUCUAGUAUGCCUCUACUUCCUUUAAUAUACACUAUUUAAAAUUAUAACGUGUAAAAUGGAGUUAUUAUUUCUUUAUUGUGGAGGUGUUGAUGUAUGUUGUGAUUUUUUUUUUUUGCACAUUAUUAAAUUUAAUAUGAGGCUUUAUGGUAACCUGGGUUUGUUGUAACAGGUACUACAUAUAAAAAUAAAUAAAUAAAAAGAUGACCAUGAUACAAUACAGAUUUUUUUAUUUUUUUUAAAUUAAAUUUAAGAUUAUUAUAGCACCUCUAUAAUUUGAAAAAGAUGAAACAAUUUAUAGUAGCAUACCAAUAUUUAUGGCCCUUCUGCUUGUUUCUUAUUCGUACAAACAUGUAAUUUAGAUACCUGUACAGCCCCUUAAAAGACCAAGGCGGGAAAAAAAACACUCCCUCAUUGGUAAUCAAGUUUAACAUAGUUAAGCAAAUUAGAAAAAUGUGAGUGAAGAUUAAAUUAAAGUAAAACUUUGUUUACAUGAUAUUUGGUCCUCGCGUAAACUUUUUUGUUUUUGGCGUCAUUUUUGGGAUCUGGGUAGUACUGACAGAGGGUUUAAUGUGUCCUAGAUGGGGUGGGUGGAGCAGGCCCCCUGAUGGUCUGUUUAUUUUUCAGAUGUGGGAAGAAUAUCCUGAUGUUUAUGGGGUUAGGAGAUCAAACCGAAGCAGACAAGAACCAUCUCGAUUUAAUAUUAAAGUUGAGGUAAGGAAAAAAAAAAAAAAAACCCUACAAAUUGAACAUAAUUUUUGAUAAACAGCAGCAGAGCCUAUUCAAUGCUUAGUUUGAGUCAUACAAAAAGUUAUGAGUCACGUACCAUCAAAAGCAAAACUUAUAAUUACUGUAAUCACAGGGAAAAUCCAUUUUAGAUAUAGCUAGGGCAGUCAUCUGAUAAAUAGAAUGUAAAAAGAACUACAGCUAUUGCAUUUUUUGUUCAUCUCCAACUAAAGAAAUAAUUAAUGCAGUUAUUGGCUAUCACUGUCAUUACACAUAAGAUUUUAGGUUUUAAACUGUGGUGUGCUUCAAAACAAGUCCUCUGUUGUGGAUGAGGUUUGUGUGGGGGUUUUUCUUUCAUGGUUUUAUUUUUUAUAACCCUAUCUUUCUUAAAUAUCAUUAUUGAAUAAAGUAAAAUUUUAAUAGUGCUCUGUUUGCUGGCAUAGUAACCGAGAAUUGUGGUGGGAUUUGUGUGUGUGUAUAUGUAUAUGAAAUAAAAAAAAGUGUGUCUCUCUCUCUUGAUGGGGACUCCGGGCACUAUAACCACUACAGUGUAGUGUCAGAGUAGAUUUUCUUGAAAUUGCCUAAUCGUUCCAUUUGUAUGUGUUUCUAAUAAAAAUAAUUUCAUUUUUAAUUGCUGAUGGUUGUUUUAUAAGGAAAUUUCCAUUUAUUUAUGUAUUUAUAUUUUAGAGUAGUGAGUCGGAAAAUGCAAGUCCAAAGAGACGAAGCCUGAGAAUAACAAGGAAGCAGUAAGUAUAGUCCGAUUGUGGGGUGGAAAAUUCACUACUUUAGGGUUUAUUAACUGUGUUUGGAAUUCUAGCCGUUGGAAAUGUGAAUGGCAAUAUUAAGUCUAAAAUAAAAUAACUUACAGUAGUGAUGGUGCGCAACAACAACAACAAAAAAAAUCAUAUUCACUAUGGACCUCUUAUAGAGAGUGAAAGUAACCCUGUGUACAUGAAAUGAGGUGUUUACAGAGUGGAAAUAUUAUAAAUAAUUAAAAACCAAACAGUGGUUGUGGUAAAACAAAGCACAAUCUGUAGGUAUAAUUGCAAACAUGGAAAUCACUCUGACACCUAUUAAGGAGACAAAAACAAAAAGAGAGCUCCUAGUGCAGCGUAGUAAUUCACUUAUAAAUAUAUAAAAUAAAGCAAAACAGAGGUGCCCUUUAGGUGUUACUCUCACAAAAUUGGAGUGGUAAAAGCACCACUCGUUGCUAUAGCACUCAGGGAGAAUCAGCCCCUAGAGUGCGUGGGAUCCGUGGAAAGGAAGCUUGCAAUCCAGAUCUCAGGUAAGUAUACUUUAUUAUUAACAAUAAAAAACAGCAAAACUUGUUGUGGAGUUAGUUAGUCCGCUCACCAACCUCAGGAAACCGCAAAGAAAGUUCCAUAUACUCAUGUAAUGUAAAAAAAUCUUCCGGCUGUUAUCCUGGCUGCUGUUGCCGACUGUCUCCAAAUCCCUUUCUGGUUCCGGGUCCGUAAUGCAUUUCGCCCCACCUACAGGGCUUUGUCAAACGGCUGAUGCUUCCUCCCACUAUCCUGUGUCUGAUAUACACCAGUCCAUGUUACCAACCAUUUUAAAAUCAAUACAAACAUUCCCAUCAACAUUUCAAAAUCCAAAAUAAGUCUCUUAUUAGUAGCACUGCUGAUCCCAGUGCCAACUGAUAUAAAUGGGGUCUCAUUUAAAAUUCUAAAUAAAAAAGACAAUUUCUUUUCUUAAAGUGGCAGCACACAUUCUCAUAAUACUACUAAAAAUCCAAAAAAACCUGAUUAGGAAACAAAAAAUGUGUAUAUAGUUACUUAAAUUCAUAAUGUUAAUUGAGUAAAAUAAGUUUUUGUAGAGUUUCUUAUUGCCCACAGAAAUAUGUGGAAAUAUCGGUUUAGGCAAUAUACCCCAUUUUUGUUCCAAGUUUUUAAAUUAUUAUUUUUUUUUAUAUAUAUAUAUAUAUAUUUAUAGUUUUAAAUAUCUGACACCCCAUGUCUAUCAUUUGGCACUGGGAUCAGCAGUGCUACUAAUAAGAGACUUAUUUUGGAUUUUGAAAUGUUGAUGGGAAUGUUUGUAUUGAUUUUAAAAUGGUUGGUAACAUGGACUGGUGUAUAUAAGACACAGAAUAGUGGGAGGAAGCAUCAGCCGUUUGACAAAGCCCUGUAGGUGGGGCGAAAUGCAUUACGGACCCGGAACCAGGAAGUGAUUUGGAGACAGUCGGCAACAGCAGCCAGGAUAACAGCCGGAAGAUUUUUUUACAUUACAUGAGUAUAUGGAACUUUCUUUGCGGUUUCCUGAGGCUGGUGAGCGGACUAACUAACUCCACAACAAGUUUUGCUGUUUUUUUAAUUUGCUAUUAAUAAAGUAUACUUACCUGAGAUCCGGAUUGCAAGCUUCCUUUCCACGGAUCCCACGCACUCUAGGGGCUGAUUCUCCCUGAGUGCUAUAGCAACGAGUGGUGCUUUUACCACUCCAAUUUUGUGAGAGUAACACCUAAAGGGCACCUCUGUUUGCUUUAUUUUAUAUAUUUAUAAGUGAAUUACUACGCUGCACUAGGAGCUCUCUUUCUGUUUUUGUCUCCUUAAUAGGUGUCAGAGUGAUUUCCAUGUUUGCAAGUAUACCUACAGAUUGUGCUUUGUUUUACCACAACCACUGUUUGGUUUUCAAUUAUUUAUAAUAUUUCCACUCUGUAAACACCUCAUUUCAUGUACACAGGGUUACUUUCACUCUCUAUAAGAGGUCCAUAGUGAAUAUGAUUUUUUUUUUUUGUUGCGCACCAUCACUACUGUAAGUUAUUUUAUGUUCAAAUCGUUUUACCAGGAUUUGUUUUUGUUGGUUUCUGCAUGUACUAAGAUCCUUCUCUCAUUUGCGCCAUCCUAUUUAUAAUCGUUUUUUCUUAAGUGUAAAAUAAGAAACAAAGUAAUUGUAGCUACUUUGAGAGUUUUUGUAGAUCACCUGUUUUGGCCAACAUUUGCAAUUUGGCUUUCCAUUUACUAGGAUCUGGAGUUUAGUGAAUUACCCUGUUUUUGCACAGGCUUCGUAUCCAUAUCCCAAAGUCUUGAUCUUUUGUUUGUGGGCUUACAUAAACCUCACAAAAAGAGGUGGUGAGGGUAGGAGAUGUUUGUAACCACCAACUUUAUGCAGAAAUCAGUUGAGUCCAACACAGGAGGUUUUUUAUAUGCUCAUGUUCAUCCAAACCUUCUUUUGUUGUCAAAUGACGACAAUGUAAAUGACCAAAACCAGUCAGGAUUGUGUUAUGGGGAAUAAAAUAAUAUAAUGCAACAGUCAUUUGGGAGCAGUAUUUAAAUAAGCGUAAGCUGAGCUUUCUUCUCAAAUUUGGGUACUUAUUUAUCUCCUUCCUAGCAGUCCUUUUUAUUUAUUUAUUUAUUAUUGUUAUUAUUAUUUUUUUAAAGUCCAGAAGAGCGCACAUCUUAUGUAUUGUCACAGAAAAUAAGGUUCAUUGGAGUUUUUACAAAACAAGAAACUGUGGUCAAAUGUAAAAUUGAGACAAAAUAAGAGCUAAAAUUAGCUUAUUUGGAAAUGUUUCCAAACUCUGUAUUUUUGCCUUAAAUCUUUGAAUUUGCUUGUAAGUUCGUGAUUAAGCUUUACAUAAUGUGUGAAUCCCAUACUUUCACCUUCAUAUUUUUGAGGAAUAAGGAUGGUAAAAUACCCAAAUCGCACCUAGUUGUGCACAGCAUUGUCCAGAGGUAUGCUGAUAGGGAGAUGUAUUUGGAUUUCUGAGGUUCUACUUUGGCUUUUUUUUUCUUUUUUUUGCUAACCAUUACUCCAAUUUCUGUUAAAAUAUGUAAUAAGAGUAUGGAUUUAAGGUGUUAAAAUGGGGUUAUGUAUAAAGAAAUAUUCUGAAGAAAUUCUGAAAUGAACACUCCCCCCAUAACAACUUCAGCUCGUUGAGUGUCUGUCACCAUCUUAUCUUCAGGGGUUAAACUGUUUUGGAUUUUCCAGCUGUUUAUCACCAGAGUUAACACUCCGGUUCCAGCCAUAGCUGCCCUGUGAUUUCCUUCAUCUCUUUUACAAGGCUGAGCGUUAUAGGCUGAGAGAGUAAAUUCCUCUGUAUUCCCUCGGAUGCGGAGAAUGUCAUAGAGUUUUAAAUGCAGGGAAUGGUUAGAAUCUGUCUCAUUCUUUAUGAUUUUUUUUAAAUUCAUAUAUUAGAUGGUUGCAAAUGUACAAAUUAAAUUGUAUGGCAGUAGGAUAUACAGCCUGUUCCAUAAAACCCUUAGAAAUAGGUUGAUCCACUUUGGAACGAAGUUUGUCAGAAUUUUACUUUAUAUAAAAUUUUGCUUUCACAGAGAGAAGAAAACUUUUUUUUCUGAUGAUGAUGAGGAUGAUGAGGAUGAUGAGGAAGAGGCCAGUAGUGCAGAAAGUGAAGCAGAGCAAAGAAAAGUCAGAUCCCGGCGAUUACAACCCAAACGGUAGGAAUGCUUUCUUUUCAUCUACUCAAAGAAUUUUUUUCAGUAUUAAAAGAAAAUACAUAUAUGUAAAUACAAAAUAUAUAGAAGUGGUCUAUAACUGCAAUGUGUAUACCUUUCUUUCUGGCGUUAACAAAUGUUUGCUUGAAAUGGGGAACUGAUAAGGAACGUGUGGCGGAGCUCAGUACUCUGCUUAAGUGUCUCCAUUGAGUCAGCAGUGGAUGCUUGGAGUGAUUAUACCUGUCUCACUCAAACACUAGCUGAGAUGUAGUGAAGGGUGCAUAAGAACUGGUUUAUUGAGAACAAGACACAGUUUUAUACACACGACCCCAACAAAGGGGUUCAUUACUUGAACAAUGUAAAUCCCACCCUGGCGCCUAGGAGUCUGGGAGAUAACUAUAUCAGGAACCGCUAAGCUAAUAAUCCCCCAUACAUCAAGACACCCUUACAAUAUACCCCAGAACAUAUAUUCCCUAGAGACCCAAAACACAGGAUGUAAUAUGAGAAUGUAUAACCGACCUUAGAAUGGCCGGACUUGACGUUCGACAGAUAAACAAUGGUCUGGGACCAGCCAAGGUGGAGGGAGCAAAAAAAAAUCACAGAAGCGAGAAAUACAAGCCGAGUCAAGGGAACCAGAAAUCACAGUAGCGAGGUACAAAAGACGAGUCAGGAAUACAGAAAGGAGAAUGGUCAGAUAGCCGAGGUCAAUACACAAGCAACACAGUAAAGCAAAGCAUUAUUUGGAACUGUAGGUAGAACCACAACAGGGCUAAGUACUAUGGGUGAAUCUGACGUUUAUAGGUUGGAUCCUUAAAUUUGAAGCCAUGCCCCCAAAACGGCAGCGUUUUGGCGGGCCAUGACUUUGGCAUGCACGCACUGCAGUGAUGUCAUCAGCAUCCUGGCGUGCGCGUGCUGUGUCAUAAAAGGGGGUGACGCUAAUGUGGCCGGCGUUCGAACUGACGGAGAGAAGCCUCGGACCUGGGUCCUGGGGAAUCAUGACAACUUCACAUUUCAUAUAUCUCUGGAUAGCUCUCCCCCCUUAGCCUCCUUGAGUCAAAAGAGCUCUCUUGUGAUACUUAAGUGUUGAAUCGCCACCUGGUCAUAGUCUUAGUAACCACUAGGAGACUUUUGGCUUUCCCUACUGGGGUCGGUCACUGGGUUGGAGUGAGGUCAGUCUUCGGGGGUAUGCCUGGUGAAGGACAAGGGGAAAACCAGGGAGUGUGACUUUAGCUCUUAAGUGAGAAAUUGGGGUGAAUGUCUCUGCAUAGUGGCAGAACUGCGGUUCUGUCACAUAACAUAUUAAACAUUUUACAAUUUAGCAAUGCUUAGGCAAGCUUUUAGCAUUUUCCUUAAUGCCAUAAACUGAUUUAUAAUAGGCUGACUUAUUACAUAGCCAUAAAUGUGUUCAAUUCUGGGGUGUUUGCAUGUUAUUUAAAUGAUAGGGGAAAUGUUAUAUAUUUAUGUGUAGCCCCAGUAUACAUUUUCCAUCACACAUGUACACGUUGCAGGAUUGAAUGGCAUGUAUUUGGAGUUAUGAAGGUUGGGGAGAUUAAAAGUGUUUGUAUUAUACUAUUAAACAUAAUUUUAUUUAUUUUGCAAAUAUUUGCAUACUGUGUUCUUUAAAAAUUUGUUUAACCAUUUCCAGGGCUUCUACAAGGAAUACAAAGAAGCCUCAACGUGGGAACAAGAGAAAGCAGGAUUCUUCAGAGGAGGACGAUGACGACGACGAUGAUGACGAAACACCUAAAAGGCAAACCAGGCGUCAAGUAGCUAAAAAUGUCAGGUAGGAUCCUGUAGGGUAGUAAUGCAGAAUUUACACUAUCAUAGUUAUUUUUUUUUUUUUGCUACAAGUAGCUAUUUACUUGUUUGUAGGAAUGAUGAUCUAUAACUUCGAAAAAUGCCUUUUUCUUGGACAAUUUAUAGUUAAGAAUCUGGAGCAUAUUUCUGUCUAGGUAUAUAAGGCAUCUGGCUGAUUACCCUAUAACGCGUUAUAUUGCACUAGCUGGCAGGGCCGGAUUGGGAAGUAAAAGCAGCCCUGGAAAAAAAAUUAAUUACCAGCCCAAUAAUGCGUCGCGCCAGCGUAGUGUGCUGAUACAGAGCUAGAAAAGAAAACUUAAAAUUAAAAAUGAUUACUUCAACGUGAAAAAAAGCACUCAUAGGCUUCAAAAUAAACAAAAAUGCAGAUUUAUUUUAAGCAGAUGUGCCUUUGCAUGUAAUCAAUGUUUCAGUCCAACUACCUUGACAUAUUAAGGAAAGUUUGGUGAAUGUAUGUAGCGCACAGCUGUAAAAAAUGACGUUAUCUUGUUUAUUUUGAAGUCCUGUGGGUUCACUCUUCAUUUUAAAUAUGUUGUUGUGCUGCAGUAUGCACCUAGCAACAAGACUGGGCCUAUAUCUGCUCAUUACAUAUGGUACAUAUUAAUUAUAUUUAUCUGUGUAUUAUGCAUAUAUAAAUGGACAAUAAUAUAUGUGUAAAUAUUAUAGGCUUAAUUUUAUAUAUAUAUAUAUAUAUAUCUCCAAAAAUGUGGCUGCACUCACGGUCCUUUCAGUUUCCAAUCUUUAUUCAGUAGUUAAAAAAUGAUCAUCAACGUUUCAGUCCUCUGUUCAGGACUUUCAUCAGGAUCAACAAUUUGUAUAUAUAGCCCCUAUGUGCGUCUCUUUCUACCUCCAGCCCCUCUGUGUGUCUUUGUGUGUCCCCCAGUCCCUCUGUAUGUUUGUUUCUCCCCCUCACUGCUCCUCUGUGUCCAUGUCUCCCCACUCUUUCCCUGUCUCUCUCUUCCCCCUGUGUGUCUCUCUCCCCCUCUGCCUCUUUCUCCCUCCCCCCUGUGUGUGUCUCUUCUUUUUCCCUCUCCCUCUGUGUCCCUCUCUUCCCCUCUGUCUCUUUCUCCCCCCUUAUCCUGUGUCUCUCUCCCCCACAUCUCUCUUCCCCUUUGUCUCUUUCUCUCUAUUCCCCCUUUUUCUCCCCCUGUGUCUCACUCUUCCCCCUCUGUCUCUUUCUCCCUCCUUUCCCUGUGUCACUCUCUCUCCCCUCUGUCUCUCUCUAUUCUCCCACUGUCUUUCUUCCCUCUUCCCCUGUGUCUCUUUCUCCCCCUCCCAUUUACCAAAAGAAGUCAGAGGGGGCCGGCCGCGUUCCACACUGGUGCCGCCGGGCCGGGUGGCCGCCUAGCCGAUGAACUGUCAGCAUAGGAGGACUGAAGGAGGGAGCAUGUCUCUCUAUCAUGCUCCCUCAUGGUUCCCACAAUUCCAAGCACAGUAUGAUGUGCUGUGCUGGGAAUUGUGGGAACCGCAAGGGAGCAUGAUAGAGAGAUGGCUCCCCCCUUCAGUCCUCCUAUGUUGACAGCUCACUGCUGUCAGCAUUAGUGAGUGUGUGCCGCCGGAUCGGCUAGGCGGCCACCCGGCCCGGCGGAACCAGCAUGGAACGCUGCCGCCCACCUCAGAGUGUGCCACCGGACCAGCCACACUGUGACACCUACAUGCACAUCCCCCAGGUGCCACGGCCCACUGGAAAAUUUGCGGGUCCCGGUGGGCCAGACUGGCCCCAUCUAGCUGGUUUUGCGUGGAAACAGAUUUGUUAUCAUUUGUUUUAUGCAAACAGUGUUAAACCAUUAGUGAUUUUGAAUUGCAACAGCUACAAAGAAGAUGAUGACUUUGAGACAGAUUCCGAUGACCUGAUAGAAAUGGCAGGGGAGGAGGUAGAGGAGCAGGAAGAUAAUCACGAGACUAUAGAGAAAGUAUUGGACACCAGGAUUGGAAAGAAAGGAGGUAAGGGUAGCUUAUAUUCUACUUUUAUUUUGUUCACAUGAUACAGCAUAAGAAAUGAUAGCCCUUUGUACCAAAAUAAUAUAUAUAACAUCAGCAAAUCCAUAUGGGUUUAUAUGUGCUGCAACAUUUCAUGCAAACUCCUAGUUUAAUAUACAUAUGUUCAUAUUCAUAAUAAAGAACAAUAAUCAUCUUUGAGUAGGUGACAGUUCCUCUCUCUCACCCCAGUUAAUUUCAAAAUGUUUACAGGGAGAUAUAGUGUAUAAAAAUACCUCUGCAAGAUUCUUUUACAAUGCAAUAUUCAUUAAAUGUAUAUACACUGUCUUGGGCCCAUACGAACGGCAUCAUUAAUUAAAGGAACACUAUAGGAUCAGGAACACAACCACUAUCUAGCCACCCUUUCUCCCCUGUUACCCCCUAAAUAUAGUAAAAUCUUACCUUUAUUGCAGUCAUCUACUGCUGGCUCUUCCCCUGAUCUGCCUGCUUGUUUGACAUCAUCAGAAGUGGUGUUCCGAGCCAAUCAGAACGCUUUCCGAUAGGAAAGCAUUGAAUUGACUGAGCUUGUCAAGGAGGCAAAUCAGGGGCAGAGCCAGCACAAGACAAACACAGCCCUGGCCAAUCAGCAUCUCCUCAUAGAGAUGAAUUGAAUCAAUGCAUCUAUAUGAGGAAAGUUAAGUGUCUGCAUGCAGAGGGUGGAGAUACUGAUUGUCAGUGCUGCACACUGUGCAGCAAUACCCCAGGAAGCACCUCUAGUAGUCAUCUGAGGAGUGGCAAGUGGAGGUGUCCCUGGGCACUGCCUUUUUUCUGAAAAAAAUGUUUUUACUGCAAAAAGCCUGCAGGCACUAACUAUACUCACCAGAACAAAUACAAUAAUCUGUAGUUGUUCUGGUGACUCUAGUGUCACUUUAGAUUUUUGCUGUGUGCCUGACAGUGCCUUGGCAGCUUCAUUAUAGGCAUUUGGUAUUGUGUAAAAAAAUAAAGCGCUAACUAGACUUUUAAAAAUUAUUAUUUCAGUUACUGGAGCAUCAACUACUGUGUAUACUAUGGAAGAAAAUGGGGAUCCUUGUGCUGACUUUAAUCCUGAAACCGAUGAAGGGGAGCCACAGUAUCUUAUCAAAUGGAAAGGGUGGUCUUACAUCCACAGCACCUGGGAAAGUGAAGAGUCUCUGCAGCAGCAGAAGGUGAAAGGCUUGAAAAAGCUGGAAAAUUUCAAGAAGAAAGAUGAUGAAAUCAAGCAUUGGUAUGACUUACCCGCUUUUCUGCAAAACUAGUACCAAAAACGCUUAAUCUUAAUUAUAUCUUAAUUAUAUCAUUUUGGGGUAUAAAUGCCGCCCCUGGAGCCCUGUAAAUGACAACAGAGCCGUUUCUGAGAAGCAACACUGUUUCUUUUUGCAAUUCCCACUCCUCCAGUGUCUGUGAAUGAGACAGCCACUAAGGGCUUUCAGCCUAAAAUAAAUUAACUAAUAACAGAGUGUUCAUUUAAUUUUGAAUUGUUUUUUUGUUUUUUAAUAGGCUGUCAAAAGUUUCACCUGAAGACGUAGAGUAUUUUAACUGUCAGCAAGAAUUAGCAUCUGAAUUGAACAAACAGUACCAGAUAGUUGAGAGGGUUAUAGGUAAGUGGGAUAUCAUCAUUGUUUUACUACAUUAGAGAAAAUAAUAAUUGCAGUCACAGAUUGUGAGUGGCAUUUUUAAUGAAGGAAAAUAAUAUUUUGUGUGUGUAUGUAUAUAUAUAUUUCCAGCCUGUGGUUUUUAAAUAUUUGCAAUUUGUGCAAAAGUUUUUUUUUUUUUUCAUAUCUGUAGAGUACUUAAUUUAGAUGAAUUUGUUAUAGUGCUGCAAUAGUCCCCCCUACCCUCCACCAUUUCCCUAGUGGCCCCAAAUGACUGUAUUUUACUAUUUAGAAAUCUAUUCGGGGCCAAUACAAACCAUUGUGUGAAAAUCUAUUCACAAACCGGACUUAACAUAUGACAUGGGGUCAUGCGUUUAGACUGGAAGAAAGAAGAUUUUGUCUAAGGCAAAGGAAAGGUUUUUUUACUGUAAAAACAAUGUGGAAUUCAGUGUCUGAAGAAGUGGUUUUAUCAAUCCAUACAGAUGUUCAAACAGCUACUAGAUGCAUACUUGCAAAGACAGAAUAUUCAAGGAUAUAAUCUUUCAAAGUCGGUUAAUAACUGCUUGAUCCAAGGAUAUCUGAUUGCCAUUCUGGGGUCAAGAAUUAAUUUUUUUCCUAGCUUGUUGCAAAAUUGGAAGUGCUUCAAACUGUAUUUUUUUUUUUGCCUUCUUUUGGAUCAACAGCAAAAAACAAAUGUGAGGAAGGCUAAACAUAAUGGACGCAAGUCUCUUUUCAGCAAUGUAACUAUGUAAGAAGGCUUGAAAGUGUGCUUCCAGACCCUCUGCGUAGGAGAGCUGGGACUGUUACUUCCUAGUUCUCAUACUCUAGCACGAGGCUUGACAAAUUUAAUUGGAAUCUAAGAAACAAAAAAAGUAGCUCAGACCUUUGUCAGCAUGAUUAAAACUUAACAUUUAAUAAUAUUUAGUAAGAGUUAGUCAUAAACCCUGCACAUUCUCUGUGGAACAAAUAGCUGGCCAGACUCUAUUGGAGCACAGGAUGCUACUAAGUAGCAAUAAAUCUUGAAGAGUGUCUAGUGUUCAGAAACACAGCUUUUGCAACAGUAUCAAAAGAAACAAAGAGAAACUAAGCCAACAGGUUUAGAAGAAUGUCCUACUGUAGACCAAUAGGGUCCAGAGGUAAAGCAUUGGCUUGGCUUAGCUUAUCCAGAAUGAUUAUCUCCGCAAUGGAGGCGGGGCCAGCUAUGGCGAGACAGGCACGGCGUGGUAGAAAAAGUGACUUUAUUUGCAUUUCCCAUGCAAUGAAAAGGGGGAAGAUCACCUUAAACAGACAAACUCACACUCACUCACAGACAGACACACUGACUGACCAACACACACACUCAGAAAUUAUUAUUUUUAAAAAUCAUUUUAAUUGAAAUCCACCCAGCCUCCCCUACCUUUAGGAGAGCUUGAGUGGACUGGUUUUCUCUGGGGUCCAGUGGGGCUGCUCUCAUCUCCCUGCUCUGUUUAGUGAGACAGGGGCCAGAGUGACGUCAUUCCAGCUCCCGGCAUCACUGGAGUGAGUGUAAGGGAGCAGAGCAGGGAGAUUACAACUCAAUCGCCACCUCCGCACUUAGCCGGCUACCUACCUGCCCACCUCUAUGUCAUUCAUCCGGCAUCCUCCGCUCUCCUACAACCAGUGUUCUAUAAGAGGUAGAGUUUUUGGAUAGAAUACCGGCUGGCCGCCUCCACUCUCUCACCCGCCUCCUGCAUUCUCCAUUGCCGUCUCCGCUGAAUGGGCAGAAAAAUCUGAGUCACCAGGACAAAAUUCUUGGUCGCCAUGGCGACUUGUCAUCUGGGAUUUGUCAAGCCCUGCCCUAGAAUAUGUUGAUGUAAUUCAUGGUUCUGUCACACUCUGCCAUAGUGUCAUUGCAUGCAAUGACUCUCUAUGGCAGAAUCAGAGGAACAUCACUGCAGGAGUCACGCAUGCUGGUUCGUUCUCAAUGCUCCCCUAUGAGGAGCAUUAAUUGGACCGUCAUCCUGGAGACACACCGUGGCAGCGGAGGGAAGGUGAGUUAAUUUUUACACUUUUUUUUUUUUUUUUUUUGCUUUUCUUUUUACGAGUGAGGGUGGGGGGGGGGUUAAAACUAGAUAGAAACAUGAAGACUGUAGCUUUAGGAAUACAGAUAUACAUUCCCAACACUGCAGUGUCCCUUUAAUACAUUUGAUGCAUAUUAAUCUUACUGAAAGAAAGAAGCCAUUAUGACAAACGUAAUGGUAAAACCAUAUCAUUUAUUUUUAUUUACACAGCGGUGAAGACUAGCAAGUCUGGUUCUGGACAUUCUGACUUUCCAGGUAAACUGUCCCAUGAUUAAUCCAUAUUUUGUUGUUUGCACAUACCUUUUCUAUCCUAAACAUCCAUCUAUUUUUAAUACCAAUGGUACUUAUUUAGUAUUUCCCUUUUAGUUUUAGACCUUUUCAAAUUGUAUUUUGGAUGUGCCUUGAAUUACAUUCGUCAUCAUACGAUGCUGAAAAUGUGCACAACAAUACUUAUCUCACACUUUGAUCAUUCAGAUAGUCAUAGUACAUAUUUUCUGACACAACCAGCGUUUCUAUAGGUAUUGGUGUUUGAAUUGAACAAAUACUAUCAGCCCGAAAAGUGGCGAUUGGCCACACCACUUCCUGUUGAUUUAAUUGAAGUAUGGAUUGAUUAAUAGGAAUUGUGUGUGUGUGUGUUUUUUUAUUAUUAUGCAGUGCUUAGAAUUUGCGCUUGUUUCUAGUCUGAAGAAACAAACCUGCUUAGUUGUUCUGUGUUUUCUUUUUGGAAGGUUAGUUUCUGUGCUAAUCCUUCUUUUUUGCUUUUGCACUAGCUCACGUUAAAAAAAUGGCCUCUUCUAAUGAACCGGAGUACCUGUGCAAAUGGAUGGGCCUUCCGUACGCAGACUGCAGCUGGGAAGAUGGGGCUCUCAUUAGCAAGAAGUUUCAACAUUGCAUUGACAGCUUCAGCUCCAGAAAUAAUUCAAAAACCACCCCGGCAAAAGACUACAAGGUGUGUAUGCCUCAUAUUGCUACCAUAAGAGGAUAAGAGGUACUGUCGUUUUUUUCUCUUCAGUGUUCUUCUACUGUGGCUAAAUUGCCCAUAUAAUGCACCUUUAUUAUACUUGCUUAAAGGAUCACUAUAGGGUCAGGAACACAAACAUGUAUUCCUGACCCUAUAGUGUUAAAACCACCAUCUAGCCCCCCUGGGCCACUCAUACUUCCAUAAAUAUAGUAAAAAUCUUACCGUAUUCAAGCCUGUAGAUCUGCAUUCUGUUAGACUCAGAAAACAAGCAGUAUGCUGACAUCAUCAGAAGUGGUAGCCUGAUCAAAUCACAAUGCUUCCCCAUAGGAUUGGCUGAGACUGACAGAGAGCUAGAUCAGGGGCAGAACCAGCAUGAUUCAAACACAGCCCUGGCCAAUCAGCAUCUCCUCCUCAGAUGAAUUGAAUCAAUGAAUCUCUAUGAGGAAAGUUCAGUGCCUGCAUGCAGUGGGAGGAGACACUGAAUGUUUGGAUGCAUUUUAGGCAGCCAUGACCCAGGAAAUAUCUCUAACAGCCAUCUGAGGAGUGGCCAGUGAAGUUAUCACUAUGCUGCAAUGUAAACACUGCAUUUUCUCUGAAAAGACCGUGUUUACAGCAAAAAUCCUGAUGGUAAUUAUUCUACUCACCAGACCAAAUUCAAUAAGCUGUAGAUGUUCUGGUGACUAUAGUGUCCCUUUAAGUGAUUUUGUAACUUUGUAUGAUAAAACAUUCUGUAAAGUAUUUCGGGGGCAUGAUCUCAGAUAACUAUAUGGAGGAUUUAUUAAAAAACUAUUUUAUGGGAUAGGUUUUAAGAAUGUGUGAAAGGCUGGUAAAGCAUGAACUCCAGGAAAUACAUGAAAACAAGAUACAUCUCAAUGUGUAUUUCCUUAUAAAACAUAUAGGUAAAUAAAAAUAGGUAAGGUGUAUCUCUACAACGGAUGGGGGGUUCCUUUUGGCCCAGCCUUGUUUUAAAAAAAAACAAAAAAACAUUUAACAGUGGCAUCCCUUUACUUUACAUUUACAACAUGGGUUUAUGCACAAUCUUCACUCAUUCUAUAUUAUGAAAAGUGUAUGAUUUGUAUUCAACACAGUAACAUCUUGCAUUAACUGUAUUUUAGACAUUGUUCAUUUAAAAUUACCCCUUCCAUUUAAACAAUGAAAGUGUAAACGGAUAGUCUGUUUUAGUGAAAAUUAAUGUGAUAACUGAACAUCAUUGUUGGAUUAAUAUUAAUUUUGAGUGUCAGAAAUGAGACACAAUCCUUUGGAUUGGAAGCUAAAUUGCUGAGUAGUUUUCAGUCCUUAAAGAGCUGGCUGGCAAAUAUUUAUGGGUGUUUGUGUCUAGCUGGAUGUCCAGUAUUUUAAUAUCCUUUAUUUAAAUGAUGGCCACGUGACAGGCUGGGUAGAGCAGAAUACUUUGUACAACGACCAAGUAGAGGAGUUACAGAUCAGGUUGAAAAAAUUGCUUAUUUUGAUAAAUAAAGUCUAAUCUUUUUUAAAACACAAAUACAUGUAUUCUGAGAAUUGUAUCUAUAUUUCUUUAAAGGUUCUAAGGCAGAGACCAAGGUUUGUUACCUUAAAGAAGCAACCUGCUCAUAUUGGUGGUGAGGGCCUGGAGCUGCGAGACUACCAACUGGAGGGUCUUAAUUGGCUAGCUCACUCGUGGUGCAAGUACGUAUCUGGAGUCUUCAUUGUAACACACCAAAAAGUUAAAUAUACUUUUGUAGCGCAAAACAGAGUGAAAUUAAUGUGUAUUUGUGGGGAUAUACCAGAUUAACUCCAAGUGCCAUUCAGAGCUUAUCAAGUUGGUGGCAAACCCUAAUUUUGUCAGUACCCUACAUAGUCAAUCACCCACAACAGUCUGCAGACGUGGCUUUUUUUUUUUUUUUAGUUGUCAGUAAGCACAAGGGCCUUGUGGUUCACUUAAGAUACCAACACGUAUCCUAACAAGCAGAUUUUUUUUCUCUUGUUCAUAUUUUAUUUCUUUAGCUUCUGUAAGUACAAUAAAAAAAAAUUGUGGCGUAAAACCAUGAAAGGAUAAAAUGCAUAACGAUUGUAUAUGCAUAUGCGAUUGUAAACUGGGGAAGAGCAGAGGGAAGAUAGUUUGUUUAAUUUGCAGAGACUGAAUACAAUUAUUGUCUUUCACUCCUCCCCCCUUUGUAUUUUACCCUAAUCCACUUCUGCUGUUGUCCCUUAACUUGUAGGUACAACAGUGUAAUCCUUGCAGAUGAGAUGGGCUUGGGGAAGACUAUACAGACUAUUUCCUUCCUCUCCUACUUGUUCCACCAGCAUCUGCUCUAUGGGCCAUUUCUCUUAGUUGUGCCCCUAUCAACUCUAACAUCUUGGCAGAGGGAGUUUGAGAUCUGGGCACCUGAUAUUAAUGUAGUAGUUUACAUCGGAGACAUGGGAAGCAGGAAUACGGUGAGUGUCUGUAAUAUCUGCAGCACAACAUAAAGAUCUUCUACUUAAGUUUGUGCCAGAUCUUGGCUAAGACUCGUAUAGUUUAUUAUGUCACCAGUGACUCUCAGAUGAUAUGUGGCUGCUCAGACAGCAAAGUUUGUUAAUGGCAAAUAUUGUUUUACAAGUACUAACUAGAUCUUAGAAACAUAGAAACAUAGAAUGUGACGGCAGAUAAGAACCAUUCGGCCCAUCUAGUCUGCCCAAUUUUCUAAAAACUUUCAUUAGUCCCUAGCCUUAUCUUAUAGUUAGGAUAGCCUUAUGCCUAUCCCAUGCAUGCUUAAACUCCUUUACUGUGUUAACCUCUACCACUUCAGCUGGAAGGCUAUUCCAUGCAUCCACUACCCUCUCAGUAAAGUAAUACUUCCUGAUAUUAUUUUUAAACCUUUGUCCCUCUAAUUUAAGACUAUGUCCUCUUGUUGUGGUAGUUUUUCUUCUUUUAAAUAUAGUCUCCUCCUUUACUGUGUUGAUUCCCUUUAUAUAUUUAAAUGUUUCUAUCAUAUCCCCCCUGUCUCGUCUUUCCUCCAAGCUAUACAUGUUAAGAUCCUUUAACCUUUCCUGGUAAGUUUUAUCCCGCAAUCCAUGAACCAGUUUAGUAGCCCUUCUCUGAACCCUCUCUAAGGUAUCAAUAUCCUUCUGAAGAUACGGUCUCCAGUACUGUGUACAAUACUCCAAGUGAGGUCUCACCAGUGUUCUGUACAAUGGCAUGAGCACUUCCCUCUUUCUACUGCUAAUACCUCUCCCUAUACAACCAAGCAUUCUGCUAGCAUUUCCUGCUGCUCUAUUACAUUGUCUGCCUACCUUUAAGUCAUCAGAAAUAAUCACCCCUAAAUCCCUUUCCUCAUAUGUUGAGGUUAGAACUCUAUCAAAUAUUCUGUACUCUGCCCUUGGGUUUUUACGUCCAAGAUGCAUCUUGUGGAAGUUGUACUUGACUACUGCUAAGCAUCAUCUUAAGAACAAAUUUUACAUCUUAAUUUUCAACUUUUAGAUACGAGAAUAUGAAUGGGUUCAUCAGCAGAGCAAGAAGAUGAAAUUCAAUGCACUACUAACCACCUAUGAGAUUUUGCUGAAGGACAAAGUAGGUUAUUAGCAACACAUUUCCUGUAUAUCAGAACAAUAUGUUGUGCUUCUUUUUUUAGUUGAAAAUAUUUUUUUUUCAUGGAAACCAACACUACUGAAUUGCAUCGCUGCUGACAUAACUUAGUAGUCAUAGUCUGCUUUUUAGAUUUAUAUUUGUAAAAUUGAAUGGCAGCAGAUUCAUUGUAGCUUGAAGAUCCAAAUGUUUAACUCUUUUGGAAAUUAAUUUUAGUUGUACACAUAUUCCAUACUACUUCAGUAAGUCCACAAAUUCUAUUUAACUUUGUUAAAAUGAAUGCAAGUGUUUCAUAUGUAACCCGUACAGGUGCAUUAAUAGAAGCACAGCAAAUAUGUCUUUUAAGUGAGCAAACAACCUUUGGCCAGAAUUAAUAGAAUAAUAGAGAGUUAUGCUGAUUAUUCAGUUAUAAAAGAGUUUUUGUGGUCAAACUUUGAAAACAUCGCUUGUUAAAGGAAUUGUUAUUUAUAAAUAUUUUGAAUAUUCCCAUUCUGUUAUUAUUUUAACAUUUACAGAUUGAUUUCCCUAUCCUCCUGCUUAAUUUCUCUUGGGCUGUGUAGCAGUCCAUCAAAUUUAAAAUAUCCCAAAAGCUGAAAUAUAUGUGUGUACAUGUCUGUUAAUGCUUCCUUUGAACUCACUAUAUUGCUUGCAUUUUUAAUCCAUGUUUUCCAUUUUGAGGCUUAUUUUGUUGUUGUUUUUUGUCCUGCAGGCGGUAUUGAGUAGUAUUAACUGGGCAUUUCUUGGGGUGGAUGAAGCACAUCGGUUGAAGAAUGAUGAUUCUUUGCUCUACAAAACACUCAUAGACUUCAAAUCCAACCACAGGUUACUGAUCACAGGGACUCCCCUUCAGAACUCUCUCAAGGAGCUGUGGUCUCUGUUGCACUUUAUCAUGCCAGAGAAGUGAGUAUAAAUAAUGUAACCAACUCCAUGUUAUAGGGUAUUAUUUACCAUCAUGUGUAUUACCAAAAGCCCAGUUUUUACAGGUUAGCUGCAUUGCUGAAUUGAAAAAAGCUGCAUCCCUAUGUGCUGGGGAGAUCUUAGGUAUUUGUCAGAUGGCCUGAAAACUGUUUGACCAGAACAGAGGUUAUGUAAUUACAGCCUGCUUACACUACAAUAAGCUGUAGUGAUUAUGGUAUUUAGAUUGUUCAUUUUAAGGACUCAGAAUGUUCUUUACAAUUAUAGAAUAUCAAUGCCAGGAAAAUGCAUACUUGUUUGCAGGAGACUUCUAAUGAAUAGAUGUUACAUGAUAGCUGCCAAAUACAGCUAAAUGUUUAUUAUGACUUUUUUUAGGUUUGAAUAUUGGGAGGACUUUGAAGACGAGCACGGCAAAGGGAGAGAUAAUGGGUACCAGAGUCUACACAAGGUCCUAGAACCCUUCCUUUUGCGCAGAGUCAAAAAGGAUGUGGAGAAGUCUCUACCAGCCAAAGUAGAACAGAUCCUGCGAAUAGAGAUGUGCGCUUUGCAGAAGCAGUAUUACAAGUAAGUCUCCUCCUUGUCAAUGCAAAAGUGAGAUGAUCCAAGUCGGAUUUAAGGACUGUGAUAUCGUAUUGAUAUAAGCUAAAAGCUAACAUCCUGGAUUAAUGCAAUCAAAAUUGUAAUCUCCCCACUUUUUUGUUUUGCCAACAGGUGGAUAUUAACAAGGAACUACAGGGCUUUAUCCAAGGGAACAAGAGGUAGCACAUCUGGCUUUCUUAACAUUGUCAUGGAAUUGAAGAAGUGCUGCAACCACUGUUUUCUCAUCAAAUACCCAGAGGAGAUAGAGAAGGAGAGCAAACAAGAGGGUUUGCAGGUUAGUGAAUAAAAAAAAGUACAUGUGAGUUUAGCUUUCUCAGUAGUUGCAAUAGUAAGUAAAGUAAAGAAAUGUAAGCAUUAUUAUUUCUAUGUUUUAGUCAACCCAGUAAGUACUCCACCCCCCAAAAAAAUGUAAUAAAUCAAUGGAUGCUAAUGCAGCAUUUAGCACACUAAUCAUUAUAUAAAGUAAAGGCCUGAUGUUUAACUUUAUGUGGACAUUUUUUAUGUAUCUCUUUCAGCACCAGUGAAUGCUUUAUUUCAUAACAAUAAUUCCAUGUUGGUUUGCUAUAGCCUAGAGGUGGAAUUAUAUUGCAUAGCACUGUAAAGGGCCAAUGUAGAUUGCCAUAACAAUCAAUUUCUGAUUACUCUAUGCUAUAGAACAGGGGUGCCCAAAAGGUUGAACCCCAGAUGUUUUAAACCUACAACUUCCAUGAUACUUUAUAAUUUAAAGGCAUGCAAAGCAUCAUGGGAGUUGUAGUUCUUCCACAUCGGUGGAAUCUACCUUUUGGGCACCUCUGCCAUAGAAUGUCAAGGGAAAAAAAGGCUUUAAAAACGUGUCCAGCCUCCUCUUUGUAGGACAUGGUACCUGACCAUCCCACAUUUAGGUUUGUGUAUAAGGGAGCAUAAGCUAAGGUAGACCUCUCAGAGACGUAAUUGGUCAUUGUAAGAAUUUUUCUCCCCCCAGACUUUAAUUAGGAGCAGUGGGAAACUAAUUCUUCUGGACAAGCUGCUGACAAGACUGCGUGAACGAGGGAACAGAGUGCUUAUUUUUUCCCAAAUGGUGCGCAUGCUGGACAUCUUAGCAGAAUACCUGACAAUCCGACACUACCCUUUCCAGGUAAUGCAGUAGAAAAAAUAAAUAGUAUUCAGGUUUAGAACAAUUGUGGUUAUAUGAUGGAUUGCGGGUUUUUAAAGGAAAGCGUUAUUUCUGUGAAUGGACCUUUCUAUCACAUCCACAUCCUCAUUAUUAAGAUGUCUGAAUUUUAGAACCUUUGAAAAUUUGUUUUAAAUAGACAUACUAUUUAACUGUGAUUUGUUCUGCCUGGUGUGGGUCUGUACAAUAUCUGCAGAAUUUGAUAGUCCCAUUAGUGCUGAGAAGUGCAAUUUCUGCAGUAAUCCAAGAGUACAGUAAAAUAUAUGGAGUUUGUUUACAGCAGUAGCCACACUGAUUAAAAAAGAGACACUAGACACGAGUGAGACCCAUAUUUACUAAGUGUAAUAGAGUUACUUGCUAAAGGGAAUUUCAAAUUUAAGGCCAGACUAGCAAAACUAAAAGAAUAGACUGAGAGAUUUUUCCUGUUCAGUUACUUUGAGCUUGAUUUUGAAAUUCACUCUGAAUUCUCACUUUAGUAAAUAACCCCAUAUAAAGCAAGUAAAAAAAGUAAACAUAUUACUUAAAAUUUAUUUUUUAUUCUUUACCUUUAUAAUUUUUUUGGGGGGGGACUGUGAAUGAGUCCAACUUUAACUCCAUUGUAAACACAGUUUAAAAGACCAUGCAAAUUGUGUCUUGUAAACCAGUCUGCAAGGUGUGCUAGUUCCUUUACUCGACCAAAGAGUUAAGUCGCAGACCACUAGUUGUCCAAUACUCUGUAAGGAGAUCUGUCUGGUCACAGGGCCUCUAUUUGGAGGGAAUAACCACCAAAGUUAUUUUUAAUCCCUGGUGAUUCAGAAUUAGAGUAGCUCAUAUUGAAUUUCUCACUUCGAUCUCCUGCACAGGGCGUUUCCAUAAUACUAGUUUAUGUUUUCUAUUCCUGCAGAGAUUGGAUGGCUCAAUAAAGGGGGAACUUCGGAAGCAAGCCCUGGAUCACUUUAAUGCUGAAGGAUCAGAGGUAGGACUAAAGUAACAAGAUGGUAAUAUUAAAAUAUUUUCUUUGACAACACUCUGUGCCCCAAGGUGAUACUGCUUCAUGGAAAUCAUUUACAGGUUUUUCACUGUAGUGUAAUUUUUUUGUGAAUUUCAAAUUACAGACCAAAAAUAGCCAAACUGGAAACAUAGCUGAUGUGGAGAAUUUUUCCAUUUCAGAACUUUUGGCCUUUACAUUUGAUGUUCACUUUGAAUUCCCAGCAGUUGUCACUUUAUUAAAUAACCUUGUGAGGAUUCCAGAAUAUACUUCAAAUGUGUUUCAGUUGACUAGUGGUUCUAUGACCCUCACUUUGCAUUUGCCAUCUCAGAUUGAUAUUCCUUUAAUUGAAAAGCAUGUUUCAAUUUGUAAACUGUAGUAUAAGGUAAUAGCUGUAUGUUGCACGGCUGCAUUAGACCAGUUGUGUUACUCAAAUAUUCCCUGUAUUGAUUGCUUUACAUUUCAAUACUUUUCAGGACUUUUGCUUCCUGCUCUCCACACGGGCUGGUGGUCUGGGGAUCAACUUGGCUUCUGCUGACACUGUAGUCAUAUUCGAUUCUGAUUGGAAUCCCCAGAAUGACUUGCAGGCUCAAGCAAGAGCUCAUCGAAUAGGCCAGAAGAAACAGGUUAGCGAUUUCCCUAUUAAAUUGCAUUGAAUUGUAUAUCCACUAUAAGUACAUUUUAAUUUCAAGAUCCAGGUUUUGCUGCUAUCAAUUGUUCCUUGGUUAGUUUAUGCAAAAUUAACCAGCACAUGCUAAGCACUCAGUAGGAUACCACUGAUAUUCCUGCAAAUGAUGUAGCUAGAUAGAUGUUUUUAGUUUUCUUGCUGAAGAUUGCUGCCUGUAAUUGUUUCCCACAGGGUCUAUCUAUUCAUAUAUCAUGUUAUCAAGUGAAAUGUAUAUAAUUAAGUUUAAAGGAACCCUCCAAGUUCUGCACACUCUUACCCUCUAUAUUGGAGGGGUUGUAUAUUUGUCUAUGGAAUGGCUGCCAAACUACUGUUUGAUACUUCAUAAUGAUAUUAGUUUACAUUAGGAGUGUACUUGAUACUGAUACAUUCUUCAUGUCAUGUGGAUAUGAACAAUGGAAAACCAAUUGCACUAUAUUGCAGGUAAAUAUAUACAGACUUGUUACUAAGAACACUGUGGAGGAAGAGAUCAUCGAACGGGCAAAAAAGAAAAUGGUUCUGGACCAUCUUGUAAUCCAACGCAUGGAUACCACAGGCAGGACAGUGCUGGACAACAACAACUCUGGAAGUUCAAAGUAAGAACAGUUGAUAUAUGUAUCAUCCCAUCAGAUUAUGGGAUCCUUGUUUGUUUUGUUUUGAGUUUUAGGGGUGUGUUUUUUGUUUAUAUGGAUUCCUGAUUUGCUCUUUACAGUUCCAAUCCAUUUAACAAAGAAGAACUUGCUGCUAUUCUAAAGUUUGGUGCUGCGGACCUUUUUAAGGAACCUGAAGGUGAAGAGUCAGAGCCUCAGGUUAGUAACUUUUUAGUUAGAGCUAGUUAUGAAAAAUCUACUGUGUGUCACUGGAAUAAAUGUAUGAAGUAAAAGUAGUUUGUGUUGGUAAGUACAACUUCUGAUUAUUGCCAUGUUACUUUCCUAUUUCUUAUCCCAUAGAUGAAUACACACAUUCUAAUUUCAAGGGCUUUGUUUUGCUAGUGUUUGAUUGUUUUCCUAAGACUCGCUUUAAUUUCUUUCUGUUUUCUAUCAGGAAAUGGACAUCGAUGAGAUUUUACGCAUGGCUGAAACAAGGGAGAAUGAGCCAGUGUCCACUGCCACCGAUGAGCUUUUGUCUCAGUUCAAGGUACAAUGGUAGUAUUAUUAUAUUACAUUUGUUUGUGAAUAAAUUCAAUUAUUUUUCUGUCUGUGCCAGGUCCCUCUAGGAUUAACCCCUUUUUUUAUAAACAUAGCAGUUUCAGUGAAACUGCUAUGUUUAGAAAUGGGUUAAUCCAGCCUCCAAAUCCUCUAGUGGCUGUCUCAUUGACAGCUGCUAGAGGCGCUUGCGUGCUUCUCACUGUGAAAAUCACAGUGAGAAGACGCCAGCUUCCAUGGGAAAGCAUUAUAAAUGCUUUCCUAUGAGACCGGCUGAAUGCGCGCGCAGCUCUUGCCGCACAUGCGCAUUCAGCCGACGAGGAGGAGGAGAGCUCCCCGCCUGGCGCUGAAAUAAAGGUAAAUGUAACCCCUCUACUCGCCAUCCAGCCCGGCGGGAGGGGGUCCCUGAGGGUGGGGGCACCCUCAGGGCACUAUAGUGUAUGUUUUCCUGGCACUGUAGUGGUCCUUUAAUGUUUCCUGCUAUAGAAUGUAUUAUGCAUACAAACCUUUUUGUCCUAAUCUGUGCAAAGAAUAUUUCACAAAUGUAUUAAAUUGGUAGUACCAGCUGUGAGUGACGUGGCCAUAAUGCCCUAGUAUUUAGCAUUCUUGUAAAAGACGAUAUAAUGCAGAAUGCUUUUUUUCUGAAAUAUAUAUUUAGGAUAAUGCAUAGUACAAUACAUUAAAAAACAAACUAUCUAUCCUUGUUAAAUAACUUAAUAUUACGAGUAAUAUAAGCGUGCAUUCCAUCUUAAUAAAGCUUGUUUCGGAGUGGAUCUACAUUUCCCUGCAAAUAAAACCUAUUCCUGAAGUUUCCCUUUUAAAUAUUCUGAAUAAAAUAGAAAUUGUACAGGUUAAGGAUAAAGGUCAAUACUGUCCUAUACACCAAUGUUUUCCUUUGGGGGAACACAAACAUUAAUAUAAUCAAGAAAAUGUAUUAUUCGUUUUACUAUGGAUAAAAAUAUCCUUUGAAACCUACAUCGUUUUUUAACGGACUGAAUGGAGAGAACAAGAAAUGAUAAAGCUGCAUUUAGCUGGUGGCAUUCCCAGACAUCUUCAAUUUCCUUAACCCAUCUCUGUUUCUUUCAGGUGGCCAACUUUACAACUAUGGAGGAAGCCGAGCCAGACUUAGAAGACAAAGUACAUGAUUGGGAUGACAUCAUUCCUGAAGGACAGCGGAAGAAAAUAGAAGAUGAAGAGCGACAGAAAGAGCUAGAGGAGAUUUAUAUGCUUCCCAGAAUUAGGAGUUUGAAUAAAAAGGUGGGAACUAAGUGAAUUUCAGCACUAUUGUAGUAUCCUGUGUUUAACAGGUUGUAAAACAAGACUUUACUUAAAAUCUGAUGUUUUUUGUAGUUCUUCUGUUCGUGCAUAUUGGAUGAUCUAAAAUCUCACCUAGUGCUGCAGUUGAUAUGUGGUCAUCCCUAGCGUGCGUUAAAAGAAUCCUGCCAAACUUGUGCAUUCUCAAAAUGUUAUAUAAUUUAUCUAUACAUAAUUUUCACAGUGGUGAGCUUAAAUAUAAAAUUAAGUCCUACCUAAUAGGUGUAAUAUGAGGUUUUAUAAUCCUUUCAGGCUCCAGCAAAUGAUAGUGAAUCUGAUUUGGAGUCCAAACAGAAAGCUCAGCGUUCCUCUGGAUCGGAGAGUGACUCAGACGACUCGGAUGAUGAAAAGAAACCUAAACGCAGAGGACGUCCUCGCAGCGUUAGGAAGGAUAACGUUGAGGGAUUUACAGAUGCAGAGAUCAGAAGGUCAGUGACCUAGAUUUUUAAGUCUAUGAAGCUCCCCUUUCACUGGCUGGAAACGUGUAGCUUUGUGGAUGAUUUGGUGGUAUAAACGGAGUACAUAACUAGCUAAAAGUGUUCCCAAAGGCUUAAAGGGACACUAUAGGCACCCAGACCACUUCCGCUCAUUGAGUGGUCUUGGUGCUGUGUCCCUUUUGCACUUAGUGCAAUGUUUACAUUACAGCUCUAAGUCUGCCCUAACUGUCUAACAGAACAGCCACUAGAGGGCUUCCAGGAAUCCAAACAGAAUUUUGGUCCGUUAUCUGACGCUGGACAUCCACAUGGACCUCCAGCUUCAGAUUUUCCCCAUUGGAAAGAAUUAAAUAAUGCUUUCCUAUGGGGAGGCCUAAUGCGUGCGAGCCCAUUGCCGCACAUGCGCAUUAGGUCUCACCUGUUGUUUUUAACCCCUUCAGCCCCGUGGGAGGACGGGUGCGAGGGAGGUGGGGACCUAUUAACCCUAUAGUGCCUGGAAAACUGCUUUGUUUUUUUGGCACUAUAGGAUCCCUUUAUCAUUGGCAAACAAGAUACAUCUGAUCUGUCCAUUAUUGUAUCUUGAUGGAAAGGCUUCUGUUGAAAAUAACUAGCUACAUCAUAAGAUUCUGUGGUAGAUGAUAGACAAGAGUUUCUCGGAUCCCAUCCUUAUUUUCACUGGACUCGACUGUUGCGGCUUGACUUUAAUUUUCAUAUUUUAUUCAAAGCCUAUCUUGUCACUCCAAUGGACCAGAGAUUUAGCUCUUUAAUUGUUUUUGUAACCUAGCAUCCCGACUAAAAAAGGCCAUAAACAAACAUGUUCUACCAUUGUAACAGAAAAAUAAUAGAGAUUGUCUGAGUGGUGUGAGCAAUCCCGUCUCCAGCAUUCUGUCCUGAUCAGUGUCAUCAAAACUGGGAACAUUGAUCAUGCAGAAGUACUAACUGUGCAUUGUUAAUGCAGCCAUGAUGAGAUUGGUUUUCAAAGACACUUUGUCUAUUUCAAACAAUUAUUAAACAUUUAGAUUACAUCAGGUGAUGGCACCAGAGGACUCAUGGCUGCCGAACCACUACAGUUGGCUUCGAUUGUUUAAAGUGCCCAUUUAAUUUUGAGUCCUACUUUCCUUGUUCUCUGCACAUAAUUGCACAUUUUGAAUUUAUAUUCUCAUUUCAUUUGUAGAAGAAUGGUUUUGUUCUUAUUUGGAUGUUUUUUUUAUUAGGUUUAUCAAGGCAUAUAAGAAGUUUGCUACUCCACUUGAAAGGUAUGUUUCUAGAGUACGAUACAAUGUUUUUUUCCAUGUUACCAUGUUGAGUGUCAGUAGCCAUCAUGUUUCUGUUCUCUAUAUAACAGACUCGAGUGCAUUGCUCGGGAUGCAGAACUUCUGGAGAAAUCUGUUGCAGACUUACAGAGACUGGGUGAACUAUUACACAACAGCUGCACUUCUGCCAUGCAGGAGUUUGAGGAACAGUUAAAGGAAAACCCUACAGAUGGUAUGUAAUCUGCAUGCUUUCUGUUCAAAUGUAUAUAUUUAAUAUAUCUAAACAUUUUAAUUUGUUAUAUUAAUAAUCCUUAAGAAUAUUACCCACCAUCAAAUUUACCUUGAUGCACUACUUGAUGGUUCUGCCUCCAGUUGAAUGCAGACUCUCCCACACCAGGAUGAGACGCUCCAAUCAGGAACAUCUCACAGUGGUCUAUGGAGACUGAUCUUAUCCCAUAACGUCCUCUCGGGUCGGUGGUAUUGAAUAAGUAGUUUAACCCUGUCCUUCAGUUCCAAUUAUCACAUACAUUGACUUAGUGCUGCAUUAUAAAUGGAUAGCAGCCAUACUGUCACUGUUUUAAAUGUUUCCACAGCACAGUUUACGGUUAGUGAACUGGACUUCUGUCUGCUAUUAGCUGGGCUGUACAUGCACAUUAGAGUGGGAUCAGGUUACUCUAAGAACCCUGCACUUUUCAAUAAUUUGUAGUGCGCAUGGUGCUUAUUUAUUUGAACAGCUCUUUUAUCUAAACUAACCCUUAUAAAGGGAUACACUUUAGCAGUUUAUUGUGUAGAUCGUGCCCCUCCAGUCUCACUGCUCUAUUCUCUGCCAUUUAGGAUUUAAAUCACUUUGUUUAUACAGCCCUAGCUUCACCUUCCCUGGCUGAAACUCAAACAGCUUCCAUGGGAAAAAAAGAAUACAGCACAAGUGUGUUUAUUUAGAAGUGACUUUUUUCUCGCUCUGUUGAUUGAACAUUUAGCAUGCACAAUAGCUUUGGGCUAUUGCAGGUAAUUAACAGAGCAGGAGAUAAGAAAUUCAAAUAACUAUGCCAUAAGGAAAGCUAAAGAAUUUCUCUUUUUCAGAAAAUGUGUAGGGAGACUAUGAGAAGCAGGCUUUAUGUGCAUUAUUGCAAUUUAUGUGUUGUAACAUUUUAAUUUAUUUUAUAUUGAAUCAUAUUUCUUUCAUUUUUAAAUACAUAAGUUAUAUCUCAUUUAAUCUGGUCCCAUAUAAUAUAAUAAUAAAAAUAUAGUGUUACGGUGACAUACAUUUUUAAGCAAAAUUAUAUAUUAUAUUCUAAUAGGUAAAGGUCCGGGUAAGAGGAGGGGUCCAACUAUCAAAAUCUCUGGUGUCCAGGUGAACGUUAAAGCCAUUGUCCAACAUGAGGAAGACUUUGAAAUUCUCAAGAAAUCCAUUCCAGCAGAUCCGGAGGAAAGGAAAAAGUGAGUGGAUAUUGUAAAUCUCUAUGAUUCCAUCUACAUUCUUUCCUAAAUUAUAGUUUGUCUGUACAAGAGAAGUAGAUCUGGAAUCUCUCUUGCAUUCUCAGUUAGCAGAUUAGAUCUUUGUUUGCUCUCCUAUACCAAUAUGAUAAAAGGUCCCACAAGAAUCUAUUUGUUGUAUACUCACAUGCCCUGUUUUCGUAGACGGUUGGAGUUUAGGAAAUAAAGCCAAUGUAGCCUGCUCUAAAACGAAAGGUUACAGUGUACACUACAUAGUUUACUAGUAUGGAUAUUCUAUUAUCUAUAGUUGGUUCUGUGCCUGCCGCAAUUAAAAUGAUUUAGAACUAUUCAUUUGCUGAAAAAAAAAACUCCUGUGGAUUUUUUUACAAUUUCUUUUUAUAAAUGAGAACAUUUUCCUCUCUUAUUUUAAGGAAUAUUUACACAAUACAACAUGACAUACAUUACACAAUACAACAUGACAUACAUUACAUUCAAGAUUUAAACAAAGUGUAGUUGACACAGGGGACAAAAAAUAAUGCCCAAUUUGUGGUCUGAAUUAGAUCACCCUAAAUGCCUAUCAGCACUAUAAAACGUAUGAUUUUUAGUGUCCUGGUAUAUUUGCUUUGACGAACUGUCUAUAGUUUACUGUAGAUUUGUUGUCUUAAUUUAAAAGAUAACUCUCACAAAAUAUCUCUAACCUAUGUUACUCUACAUGGCUUAGAUUCCGAUUGGCCAGCCGGGUUAAAGCUGCCCAUUUUGAUGUCGACUGGGAUGUUGAAGAUGAUUCACAUUUGCUCCUUGCAAUUUUUGAACAUGGUUACGGAAACUGGGAACUGAUUAAAAGUGAUCCAGAAUAUAAAUUAACCGAGAAGGUAGGUGUGGGUUUGAUUUGUGUGUAAAAUGGGUAACUGAUUUAUAUUUUACCUUGUGUGUCAUGCAGUUUAAUUCUUUGAUGAUCGUGAUGGUCUGAAUGUGGAUUCUGCUCAUCAGGCUAGAUAAAAGCAAUUGUUUUAAAUAUGCACUGCUCUUGUGUGGUUUGUUACACGUUUUCUAAAUUAAGUCCCUAUUAAUCUAUAAUUUAUGGGUUAAUUUUUUUCCCAAUCAUUCUCGUUUGGAUGUUCAUCAGGUAAUUUUUGUUUUUUUUUCUAUCCAACCAUGUAUAAAUUGAAAAUUGAAGAAUAUUGUUCAAUAUGUACUUAGAGGAAAGAGCUUCUUAAUGCUUUUUAAAUUUUAAUUGUAGGCUUUUAAGCCUGAUAGAUUGUUGAAUGUCAUUUUUAGAGACUAAAGGAGGUAAGCGUUACAUAGUUCCAUAGCUGAAAAGAGACUUGCGUCCAUCAAGUUCAGCCUUCCUGACAUAUGUUUUUGCAGUUGAUCCAAAAGAAGGCAAAACACCUAGUCUGAAAUGCUUCCAAUUUUGCAACAAACUAGGAAAAAAAAAUCCCGCACUAAUUAGAAAUUAUAUCCCUGUAUGUUAUGUUUUUGGAAGUAUUUAUCCAAUUGCUGUUUAAACACCUGUAUGGACUCUGAUAAAACCACUUCUUCAGGCCGAGAAUUGCACAUCCUUAUAGUUCUUACUGUAAAAAAAAAAAAAAAAAGCUUUUCUUUGCCUUAGAUUAAAUCUCCUUUCUUCCAGCCUAAAUGCGUGACCUUUUGUCCUAUGUACAGCCCUGUUUAUGAAUACAUUUCCAGAUAAUGGUUUAUACUGGCCCAAGUAUAUUUUUAUAAUAUACAGCAGCAUAAAAAUAUAUCUUAUAACCCAUUAUCAGUAAUUUUAUUUUGUAAUAUUUGGGCUAAUUUUUUUUAUCACACGGCUACAAAGAAGUUUGGCAGAAAACUGAGGGAUGGAAUAAAAUUAUUGAUAAUAGUUAAAAAUGAAUAUUCUAGGGUGCUGUUCACACCAUAGCCACAACACUGAACCCUCAAGAAACACACACAAAUUCCAAAGUUAGUGAUGUAGAAAUAACAAAAAAACUUAUUCCUAAACAUAUGAAUAAAAAGCCUGCAGUCUAAACUGUUUCAAUAAACAUUUCAGGAAGAUUGAGGGUUAUAUCAAAGGGAGUGUUCUUUGCAAAGGAAACACUUAACCAUUCCAAAACUAUUCACUGAUAUGAAAGUGGCCAGUGGCACACUAAGUAAAUGAUAAAAAGUUAGAGGAAGGAAUUAAAUGUGAAGAUCGAUUACAUGUGGUGUGCACAGUAUUUGACGGUCAUCAAAAAUCAUAUGGUUAAUACUCUUUUAUAAUAAACAUUUAUUUGCAGAUUUUGCCUGUUGAAACAGAGAAGAAGCCACAAGGUAAACAUUUACAAUCAAGAGCAGACUACUUAUUGAAACUCCUAAGGAAAGAAAUGGAAAAGAAGGAGGGCAGUCAAGGAGAAGAGGUACGGGGAUUAUUUUCAGUAAAGUCCACUUGGCACGAAGGGAUGACUUUUGUUAAUUUUGUUUUAUAUAUUCCGAACUAGGGUGAAAUUUUGAAGUAUUGUUAUACUGUGCCUCCAUCCAUUAAUAGACCAUCCAUAACUAAAAUCUGCACAUUGCUUAUCUACUUGUAGACUAAAUUAAAGAGAAGGAAACCUCGUGCAAAAAAAGAUAGUACAGUCAAGGGGAAAGAUGAGCACGGCAAUGAUCUCUCUUCUCCCAAACACUCUGACAACCCAUCGGAAGAGGGAGAAGUGAAGGUGAGCCAAGCCUAUGUGACUCUAUGAAUGGGAGCAGAUUAUAGGCAAUGGUUUAGGAAGAGUAUCAUGUGAACAGUUAAAUAAUAGUAUUUAAUAUUAUUAGGCCAUUGUCUGCUGCAAAUAUAUUCUAUAGCUCUGGGUAUGUGCAUGUGUGAUUAUUUAAAAGUCCUAAUACAUGUUAUAUCAAUCUUAGGAGGAUGGUACAGAGAAGAGUCCUAGCAAAAAGAAGCAGAAGAAAAAAGAUAAUAAGGAAAAUAAAGAUAAGAAAAACCAAAAGAAGGAAGGAGUCAAAGAGAAAAGAAAAGCCAAGGAAAAAGUAUGUCUAAAUUAGAAAAUGCAUAUCCACCACCAUAUGAGAAAUUCAGAGUUUAUUCACAACCGUCAACUAAAUUUGCUGAUUGUAGAGCCAAAUUAGAAAUGUGGGAACUUUUGAGAUUUCUUUUCUUUCUUAUUAUUUUGGCCUACGCAUAACUCAGUUUAGCUAAUAAAAACCCAAUGUGUCUUCCCAUUGUCUAUAUAUGUAUAAGCUUAACAUUUAUUUUGCUUUUAUUUAAUUUCUCAAAGCCCAAGAAAGGGGAGACUAAGGGUGCUGCUAAAAGCAGGAAGAAUCAAGGACCAGUUCAUAUUACAGCUGGGAAUGAACCGGUUCCCAUUGGGGAGGAUGAGGAAGAUGACUUGGACCAGGAAACCUUCAGCAUUGUAAGCAAUUUUGCAGUUUUUGGUAAAUCUCAGCAACUGCAUAAAGAGAAAUGUGUCAACAUCCCUUUAGUGCUAGACAGACCUUCAUACAUAGAAGAGGUGUGGAAAAAUAAGUGCAUGUUCGUUACCAGCACACAGCAAAUGGUAAAUGAUCAUGGUGCUUUGUAGACAAGUUCUAUUGCUUUGUUUUUUCAUUUAAUUUUCACAUUUUGAUUAUAACUAUGGAGCCCAUUCAGUGGUGUCUGCUUUCGUUGUCAUUUCUACCUGUGAACGAACCUUCCACUCACAUCAGGGUGGAGGUAAAUAGUUCCUUGUAGCAGGUUCCUCUGUUGGUAUGGUAGAAUUUCUGUCUCAGACCAGUCCAGGAAUGUGAUUUGUAGCACCUGCCAAAUACUACUGGUUUUUGUUAAGCAUAUUGUUGUGGGGCCAUUGAAUAAAACAAGGAAUACAAUAAAAUUAACAGUCAGUAGCUUAGAGAAGAAAAAAAAAGACCAGGUUAAACGUCUCUCCAAAUGAAAUUAUUAUUAGGUUAAGCUGUCAUUUUAGGAUAUUGUGUUUAUUCUUUUUGGGGGGAAUUGUUAAAAUGGAUACUUCUUGUUUUGUGAAUGCAUCUACAUUUUCCUUUUCAGUGCAAGGAAAGAAUGAGACCAGUGAAAAAAGCCCUGAAACAGUUAGAUAAACCUGACAAAGGCCUGAGUGUUCAAGAACAGCUGGAGCAUACUCGCACAUGCCUUCUCAAAAUUGGAGAUCGCAUUUCUGAGUGCCUUAAAUCUUACUCUGACCAGGAGCAUGUGAAAAUAUGGAGAAGGUAAGCACUAUGUCUGCCCAUAAAUGCAGUUUAUUUCAAUUCCCAGCAAAUAAUGUUUUUUAAAGUUUCACUUGGAGAACCAUUCCAACUUAUGCUCUCUGUGUAAGUUAUAGUGCAAGGAGGUGUUUCUCACGGCUGUCCAAAUGCUGCAUGAGAUGGCAUGCUAUAGAAAGUGCAUUUCUUCAAACUUGGGUAGUAGGUCCAUACACUUUUCUGACGAAUGAAACCUCUGAGUGCUGAACUACAUAUUCUCUCAACCUCUGCUGAGCAAGAGUUCUUAGGAUAUGCUUAGCACUCAUGUUGAAAACAGGAAAGGAUUAUCAGAUUGUCCAGGUUUGGAGUCUAGUGCCGAUAGCUUUAAAUGGGAACUUCACAGGGGAGUAUUUUUUUAUUUAUUUGCAAAUUUAGUUUUUUUAAAGAAACACACAAAGCAUCAUAACCACUAGAUUUUUGUGUAGAAGUUAUAGUGUAAGGAUGGCCUCUUACACUGAAAUAGAACUUAAAAACCCCCCAAAAACUACACGUGGGCCUCGCUAAUUAAUGCCCCCUCAUGUUAUUAAAGUUAUUAAGGUUUGUCUACCGCAAAAAACUUGGUUGAUCAGUCCACUGUUAAAUGGCUAGCACUUAGCAUACGGUUAAGGAGAGAUCACAAUGUAAUUUUCAUGUUGUUUUGUUUGUUCUGUUUCUAGAAAUCUCUGGAUCUUUGUGUCAAAAUUCACAGAAUUUGAUGCACGAAAACUGCAUAAACUUUACAAGAUGGCACAUAAAAAGCGAUCCCAGGAAGAGGAGGUAAUAUUGCACCUGAUUUCAUUAUUUUGCUUGUUCAACAUGCCUAAUCACUACACAUGAGAAUAGUUUAUUUUCCCGAUAACUCUGGACUUGGAAUUAUGUAUUUGACAUCCACAUUAUUUGCCGUGUGUUAGCGUUAAUUGAAUGUUGCAGUGCGAAAAGAGCAAAGAUUACUCUAAAUGGCCACUUAUGUGUUACACUGGCCUAGUACCACAUGUGCAUUUAGAACAAAUGUCGUACAGUAUACAUAGUUAUGCAGUGAUGAAAAGGUUGUUUAGUUUUCCUUUCUUUUUCUAUGGAAAGGGAGACACUUGGGUGAGAGUGGCAGACUAUACAUGGUAAUCUAAGCCUCUCUGCUCACUUAGAUCACUGAGUGAGUGAGAGACUGGAGAGCAGACAUGCGCAGCAUUGCUAGUUUGGUAUGUGCGUGUCAACAUUUUCUUACCCGUGGUCCUUUUUGAGAGUGAUCACAUUUUGGUAGAUUGCACUAAAUGGCUGAUACUGACAGCUCUGGUCUCUGAUUACGACAUACUGUAAACCAUGACGUGCCUGGAUAGUCACUCCUGUCUAUGGACAGUUUUGUGUCUCUCCUAGCAAAUAAUACAAUGUAAAGCAGUGAAAACUAUUCGUGUGUUUUAAAACAUGUUUGUAUCAUGCUCAUCAGGCACAAAAGAUUAUUAUUAUUAUUAUUAUUAACCUAUUGUACAGCACUAGGAAUAUGUUGGCACUUUAUAAAUAAUUGUAAAAUGUAUUAUCCAAUGCUAACAUGUUAAUACAGUGAAUCUCUUUUAUAGGAUAUAUGGAUAUAUAGAAGCUAAAUCUUUUAAACUAGUACAUUUUUAGCUAAUUUGACACUGUUUUAGUACUUUUUAACUUGAAAAUAGUAUACAUGCCUUAAAAUUACAAUCUGUAUAAUAAAAUGGAGGUUAUGCAAAAGUAUAUUUGUUGUUUCUACAUAUUGCUGAUGCCAAGAGUCACUAAACUUAAUACGUUUACAUUUUUUAGAGUCAGCCAUUGCCUUUGAAAUAUUUGUCUUCCAAGUCUAGUUAAAAAAAAAAAAGUUUUUUUUUUUUUUUUUUUUUUUUUAAUUCUUAUUUAUUUUUAAUUACUAUUUAGGGAUUCCUAGUUUAAAGUGGUGUUCUACAUGUGAUCAUGACUUUAGGAACAAUGUUUCAAUUCCCAUUUUCUUUCAAUAAAUCAUAUCAAAUCGUUGUUACUGAUUCUUAUAAUUUCAGGAGCAAAAGAAAAAGAAUGUACCCAUCAAGAAGCCAUUUAGGCCAGAGCCGUCGGGUUCUAGUAGGGACUCUGUUGCUUCCCAGUCUCACGGGCCCCAUGGGCAACAGAAGCCUCACCCUAUCCCACCUCAUGCACAACAAAUGCAUGGGCAUCCAAGAGAGAACUAUGGCAGUCCAAACAAAAGACCCUUUAACACAGGUGAGCAAAGUACCUGAGAUAUUCUACAGAUCAGAGAAGUCUAUUAGGUGGGGGGGGGGGGGGGGGGGAGAGAGGUGUAUAUUAAAAGAAUGUAUCUAUGUAUUGACAAGAACUUGUUUCUGAUCACUUUUUUAUAUUGGGACAUUAAAAUAUAUCUAUUUCUGUAGAGAGAGGUGAAUGGAGAGAACGUAAAUUCAACUAUCGAGGUGGUGGCAAUAACAACAGCAACCAGCCUUGGGGGGGAGCAAACCAUCAUCACCAAUAUGACCAGCACCGAUACAAGGAUCAUCAUUAUUCUGAGCGCCGACCUCAUGGAGAUCCUCGCAGGAACUCUGCAAACUAUAGGCCAAACAAUGGUCCCCGUAAAAGACCAUAUGACCAGUACAACAACGAGCGAGAUCACAGAGGACACAGAGAUUAUUAUGAUCGGUAACUAUUUAGGAUUAUUUAAAGUUGUUUGUUAUUGCUUUGUUUUAAUAUGUUUAUAUUUUUUUUAUACACCUUGGACCCUCCAUAACCAUCCCAGUAUUAGAAAUCCAUACCUACAUGAGAACAGGUGGCUGUGUUGGUUCAAAUCAUAAAGCAUUAUGCAGUCAUUGGUUCCAACUAAUGCUCCAGCCAUCUACAAUGUUCUGUGCCAUAAUGUUGAUUAUUUGAUCCCCUCUCAUGUUCUUGUGAGCUAGUACAAUACUGAGUAAACUAGAAAGUGCCUUACCAAAAUAUUUUUUUUGCACUCCAGGCUACAAUAAACCAUUUUUUUCUCUGUAUAGAUUGUGUAUUAAACUAUUUGACCAAUAAAAAAAGGAACUAAAAAUAAUAAAACAUUUGAAGUUCCUACAUAUGUUUAAAUUCCCAUGCUUUUCAGCCUUUGCAGUGGGUCAUGCACACAACCACAAGGGAUUCCUGUCCAAUCAGGCUCACAUAAUCUUUUGUGGUAGUAUUUAGCUUAUCCCAUAAAUGUGUACUGCAGAGCUUCAUUGGUUUCUGGUAACCUUGUCAUUGACUUUCCACUGUGAAAGAGUGAUGUCUGGGCUUAAACUUCCAGAAAUUCCCCUUAUGCAGCUGCAAAUACUUGUGUGGACAAAGAGUGAGCACAGCUUCCCUCCGUAACACGUUUGAGUGAAAGAGUGGUCUUUGAAAUGCACAAGUUGUGUACAAAUUUACAUUAUUAUAUUAAAAAAUCAGUAAUUUAAACUAGGGGGGUUUAGUCCCAAAAAGAGUAUGCUUUAAAAACAUUUUGGGCUAAAUUAAAGGAACUCUCCAGGCAGAGUAGUUUACUCACCUGGUUCCAGUGCCGGGAGCCUCGUGAAGCCGCGCCUCCUAUUUCUUAAAACUGCCUAAUCCCUUUUUUAUUAUUUUCUUUUUUUCCCUUUUUUUUUCUUUCCUUUAUAUAAUUUUUUUUAUCUUCUUUCCUUUUUUUCUUUCCCAUUCCUUUCCUUAAAAAAAAAAAAACCCCACAAGAUUUAAAAGCCAGAUUGGAUAAUAGUAUAGCUCUAGGAGUGUAUACUUUGUGCAGGGAAUAUGUCCGAGGUAUAAACAGAAGUCAUGUGAGCAUACACCAAGUUAACUAGUGAAAUGAGAUUGGCAGGCAUUAAUAUAUAUCUAUAUCAGAUAGACAAUACUGUGUCUUACUAUAGUGAACUUAUGUAAAAAUAAGAUUACAUAUAGAAUCAAGCAUAAUGCAUAAAAUGUAAUGGUGUCCAAUUAGCGAUGGCUGCUCGUAGGCAGUCAUUUUUUCCCUUCCCUUUUUCCUUUCUCUUUUUCUCCUUUGUUAGUAAGAUUUUGUAUUGGCCACUGUGGUUGUAUCAAAAAAAGUACAGAGUGAACGUAAGUACACAGUUAAACCGUUUUUUCCAUAAUAUGGCAUACCGAGUUGAGAGCCACGGAGGGCUGAGUGAAACAAAUAACAUGUUGGUAAACAGGGACUUAAAGUCCGCGGUCCAGUUACAUAGCACGUCAGACGUGUAGUGCUCUUAUAUGAACUAAAGUGGUGCCACGAUGCAGUGAACCUAGCGUGCAGGGGUUGUCCAUGCAUUUGCCUAGUUGUUUCCCUAGCUGUGUGAGUAACCUGUACCAGGCACAAGAACACUUUUAAUCAUAACUGUUCACACUUACAGUAUAAUUCACCAAUUUUCAACUUGUAGCGAAUUCAAAUCUGACUUAAAGCUGUGAUGUGAGUUGCAUAAUGUUUCCAAAUCAGAUAUUUUAGCCUCAGUUUUGCUAUUCAGCUAGUUAAUGGUUUUGUUUUAUUUUUUCCUUUGCAGACAUCACCAUGACAACAAGAGAAGAAGAUCUGAUGAAUUCCGUCCUCAGGGCUACCACCAGCAAGACUUCAGAAGAAUGGGGCCAGACCAUAGGCCCCCGGUGGGAUAUCAUGGGCAAGGACCUCCAGAUCAUUACCGCUCCUUCCAUCCAGAAAAAUCUGGGGAGUAUAAGAGCACAUCUCAGCAAUCUUCCACACUUUCAGAUCCUCGUUCUCCCCCGACUCAAAAAUCCCCUCAUGAAUCUAAAUCCCCACUGGACAGAUCAUUAGAACAGAAAAGUACUGAUUACAACUGGAAUGCUCGGAAAACCUAAAAUAGGUGCAUAAUGUCUUGGGCGGACCUAAUUGAUUUUCUUUGAAAGAAAAAGACUGGAAGGCUCAAGUCCUGGAUAUUUGGUCCUAAUGACACUUCACAGUUGGCCACUUGAUGCAACAAGGCCUUUGCUGCUACAAAAAAAAACUAAUCCUAAUUGUUUCCCAGACGAGUAAUAGGUUUUGGAAACCCAUCAUGUGUAAUAUGACUGCUUUAUGGGAAGAUUACCAAUACCUGUGCCAAGAAUAUGAAUUUGACCAGAACAUUUCUAGUACCCUUAACACGUAUCCAUCUUACCAUUUCAAAAUGAGCCAAUAUACUAUUUUCCCACAAACACAUCAAGUGGGAUUGUGAGGCUGGAUGUUACAAAUCUUUGUUGAAGGAUUAAAGUGGCAGGCUCUUUCUGACAUUUCAUGGCCUCAUGGAUGGAGUCCUAUUAAAUGUAUUAGACUGGAGUCUAGUGCGUAUUCCGCAAGCUACUGAUGCAGUGUCUACCAGCAAACCAGUGCAUUCUCCAAGAUCUGUAUGCUAUAGAUUUAUUUUUUUUCCUCUUGCUUUUUUUUUUUUUUUGCAAGUUUUACAGAAGGGGAUACAAAGGCAGUAAUAUAGAGUUGAGGAAAUGGACCUAAUAGGAAAAUCUCAGUUCAUAUUCAUGCUCUUCAAAUAUUUCAGAAUGUUCCCAGUGUGUUCGAUCAUGUUGUCAUGGGAACGGCACAGAAUCAGAUUUCAUAGCUUUUGAAAGUGUACAUAUAUGAAUCUCUCUGGAAUUUCAUUGCACAUAUGAGAAUUAAAUAUGGGCAAAUGCUUGAACACGUAUUUGUAUUUACCCAUCACCCCUCACCCUUCCACCAAAAUGGUUGCAGAAAUAUUGGUAGAACAAUGGUCGUUCUUUAUUUUUCUAUUCCUUGGUUUGUUUUUUUUUACAUGAAAUUUCUUACACUGCAUUAAGUUUGCAGUUGACAAAAGAGAUCGGCUUGGUCACUUGUAAGAUACUACAUCAGUGUUCAUUAAAAUAUGAAUGCACUUGUAGUGCCCACAGCAUGGUUAAAAAGUAAAUCUGGUAACUCACCACGUUAGAACAUUUGUAGAUCACGUCUUGAACACUGAGAUGCCAGUUGCCACUCUCUGUUUGUAACAAGUCGUACUUCUUCUCCAGCCCCAUGGAAUAUAAUAAUGUAUAGUUAUCCCGACUCUCAUUCUCACUAUCCAUUUACUAUUCCCAGGUGGAAGUGUGGCACCCUUGCAAUGCACAUAGUGGCCAGUGUUGUUCCUGUUGCUAAGCACAAGUUAUUUCAUACUUAACACAGCCUUGGCCUACUGGAUGCUUUCAAAGAAAAUGUACAUGAAAUAUUGGGAAGUGUGAUUGCUUGACAUUUUUUUGAAAGCUCCCGCAACCUUUUCAUUAAAAAACAUAUUUCCUAGAUAUGACAAAUAAUACAUUGCAUUAUAACGGAUCUCUGUUUAUUUUGUCUCCUCAAAGCUUAAUUGAACCAAAAAAAUUAAUAAUUGGAAGAUACAGUUCUUCCCUCCACAGUAUUGGGUCACUGGUAACCUCUGCACUUUUUAAAUUCUUGUUAUUGAAGAAUUUUACAACAUCCUGUACACAGAAAGACAUCCAAUCACUAACAUGUCCUGUCACUGCCAGGCAGCCUAAGAGUUCUUCCCAGUUCUACCUACAGUUGGUACGGUAAAAAGGUUGUGGCACACUAAUUUAAACAACAUUAUUUAUAAGUGGUUAAAAAGAUUUAUUUUUUUGCCUAGAUUUCAGGAUAUAAUGAAAGACGGUUGUUUCAUGGAUCUACAUUCGUUUUUAAGGAAAAAUAAGAUAAACUGCACUCAUUAUGUUACAAAACAAAUGAACACAUCUUCCUUUAAAAUUGCACAGUUUAUUGAUGACGGUUGGAAUAUUGACCCUUCAUAUUGGAAGAUUGAUGUCAGGCAUAUUUACCUGUUCUGGGUAAAAGUGUCAACAAACAUUUUUCUGAGUUCUCCCACACAACUAACCAAUAAUGUCCUGGAAUCAGACAAUGGAUACAUUCGAGGACUGGGAUUGGCCAAAGGACUGUGCAAUUUGCCUCUGAAAGAAUCCUGCUUGACUUACUUGGCACUUGCAAGUAUUAUUGGCGUAGAAACAAUUGUCCGAGUUCUUAAAUUGAAUACAUUUUGCACAAAAAUAUUUUAAAUAAAAAAAAAGGGGGGGGGGGUUGCGGUGUCCUAUUAAGGUAUUAUUGAUUUUGAACUUUUUGGCCUGGUGUUUAUCAUUUGUGUUCUGCUCUUUGAGACAGAAACAUUGAGUGCCUUAGUUUAAUGUCUUUAAUGUAUAAUUAAGCCAUGCAAAAUUGUCGCCUAGAACAGGAAGGGUAUCUCCUUUGUUGUGGCAUGUGUGUCAUACCUGCAGCAGAUAUCGUAUUUCUCUCCCUCUCAAUCGUUUUUUUUUUUUUUAUAUAUAUACAUAUUUUCACCAUUGCCACUAUGGAUACAAGUAUACAUAAAUUAUCAGGAAGUUUGCACUGUUUAACUGUAGAGUUAGUUUAUUUAACAAGAUUUGUAAUCUCACAAAACAAACAAACUGGUGAACUUUAAAAUAUUAUACAACCAUUUAAAUCUGAACCAAAAAUAUUGUAUAUCACUGGAGACGCAGUACAUUGGUAAGAAUCCUCUUCACUCCAUGUUGUCUUACCCACCCUGCAACACACUAGCCCAUUUUUUAUUGUUACACUCAAAUACCAGUAUUUAUGUAUGUGUUUCAAAUCAAAUGGAAACUAUUUCUAAAAUAAGAGACUUUAUUUUUCUGAUCAGUUUCCUAAAAUAUGUUCUAUUUUCAUUUAAAUGCCAUUUAGCACGGAUUGGGUGUGGGGGGCGGGACACACAAGAUUUACAAGGUUCAGCUGAAGCUUAAUAUUGAACGGCAUAUAGAUCACUUAUAGAUCACAUGAUGUGUGGUUAAGUUUAAAGCUUACGGCAGAAAAAAGCUUGCAAUGUUAUUUUUACAUUGUCCUACAUUAUUUAAAGUGUUUCUCUGUAAACAUAAGAUUAGUGUUAAUGUACAGAACAUUUUCUAUGAAUUGGCUUUAAAUUAAACACUCAAAAAUUCUUUUAAUAACUUAAAGCCGAGCAUAUUCAUUGUAAUUAACAAAAUAAAAUCCCUUGUGAAAUUUUGUAUAUUAUGGUAAAGAUAUAUUUUAUCGGUAGAUUUGGAGUGACGAUUCUAUAAAUCCAAUGAUAUUUUGAGUAUCACACGGACACAUCAGCAUUAGUAUUCUGCUUAGGUAUAAAAGCAAUAUGGCAUGUAUAUUUCUCCAUCUAGAAUCUGUGCAGUCAAAAAUAUCUAACCGCCAUAUAAUGCCGUUACAAUGCCAGCUUGAACACCUGUGCUGAUUUUGUUUUUGCUUAAGAGAAAAAAAAGUUAUGAGAAUUGGAGUGGUAAAGGCCAACUUCUGCAUAAUUCUCCUUUUUCCUUGUGAUGGACCAAAAUAAAUGGUACAUAACUAACCUGUUCAAUGCUUGGGAAUUAUUACUAAAGCAUGUUGCUCACCUUUAUGUUAAUUGAGUAAAUAGUAGUCUGUAUAUUACACACGGCUUUAUACUUUCCCAUGGAUACAUUUUAUAAAACUGCAAUAUUUCUAUCAACGGAUCCCCGAACACUAGCGCAAAUACAGCAGGGACUGUAGCAAGCAAACUGAUGGUGACAAUUUUUCAUACGGUUUCAUCCUGGUGUCUGUAUUAAGCAAUGAUUGAGAGGAUGUGGAAAUCUAAGCCUGUAAUUACUUUUUAUUUAUGUGUGAAAAGGCCAUUGUGCUAGUUUAUUUUUUCUCUCACGUGUAAAUAUGUUGUUUAUAUAGUAUGUAUUAAAUUUUUCCUACAUUGUAAAACUGCUGUACUUUUCAUUCUUGUAUAUUAAAAUGUGACAGAAAAGUUUCACAA
Molecule: messenger RNA, 63928 nt
Organism: Pelobates cultripes (western spadefoot toad)
Lineage: Eukaryota; Metazoa; Chordata; Amphibia; Anura; Pelobatidae
Source: the annotation of a GenBank genome assembly